GACAGGCGUCCAGUAAUAUCAUCCCUCACCCUGGCGGUGGGAGGAGAGGGAGACAGUGUGACACCGCUGGUCGUGGUGACACACUACACUAUCUCACCCCACACGGCCCGCAUUGUGAGUCAGAUCUGAGCACGGCUAUGGGAUUGUGUGUGUGUGAUCCGUUGAGCUAAUGGAAUAUAUGUGUGUGAUCAGAUGAGCGCAGAGUUUAGGGAAGGUGUGUGUCUGAUCUCGGAGCAACUGUUACAUGCUUUGUUCUGCGGUGGGGCCUCUUUUGUCUUACUGCAUGACGUCUCUAUAGACCUAAGUACAUUACAUGUACAGUUGAAGUCGGAAGUUUACAUACACCUUAGACAAAUACAUUUAAACGUUUUUCACAAUUCCUGACAUUUAAUCCUAGUAGAAAUUCCCUGUUUUAGGCCAGUCAGGAUCACCACUUUAUUUUAAGAAUGUGAAAUGUCAGAAUAAUAGCAGAGAGAAUGAUUUAUUUCAGCUUUUAUUUCUUUCAUCACAUUCCCAGUGGGUCAGAAGUUUACAUACACUCAAUUAGUAUUUGGUAGCAUUACCUUUAAAUUGUUUAACUUGGGUCAAACGUUUCGGAAAGCCUUCCACAAGCUUCCCACAGAGCUGGUGUAACUGAGUCAGGUUUGUAGGCCUCCUUGCUCGCACAUGCUUUUUCAGUACUGCCCACAACUUUUCUAUAGGAUUGAGGUCAGGGCUUUGUGACGGCCACUCCAAUACCUUGACUUUGUUGUCCUUAAGCCAUUUUGCCACAACUUUGGAAGUAUGCUUGGGGUCAUUGUCCAUUUGGAAGACCCAUUUGCGACCAAGCUUUAACUUCCUGACUGAUGCCUUGAGAUGUUGCUUCAAUAUAUCCACAUAAUUUUCCUUCCUCAUGAUGCCAUCUGUGUUGUGAAGUGAACCAGUCCCUCCUGCAGCAAAGCACCCCCACAGCAUGAUGCUGCCACCCCCGUGCAUCACGGUUGGGAUGGUGUUCUUCGGCUUGCCACUUCCCCCUUUUUCCUCCAAACAUAACGAUGGUCAUUAUGGCCAAACAGUUCUAUUUUUGUUUCAUCAGACCAGAGGACAUUUCUCCAUGGCGGUUUUGGAGCAGUGGCUUCUUCCUUGCUGAGCGGCCUUUCAGGUUAUGUCGAUAUAGGACUCGUUUUACUGUGGAUAUAGAUACUUUUGUACCUGUUUCCUCCAGCAUCUUCACAAGGUCCUUUGCUGUUGUUCUGGGAUUGAUUUGUACUUUUCGUACCAAAGGACGUUCAUCUCUAGGAGACAGAACGUGUCUCCUUCCUGAGCGGUAUGACGGCUGCAUGGUCCCAUGGUGUUUAUACUUGCGUACUAUUGUUUGUACAGAUGAACGUGGUACCUUCAGGCGUUUGGAAAUUGCUCCCAAGGAUGAACCAGACUUGUGGAGGUCUACAAUUGUUUUUCUGAGGUCUUGGCUGAUUUAUUUUGAUUUUCCCAUGAUCUUAAGCAGAGGCACUGAGUUUGAAGGUAGGCCUUGAAAUACAUCCACAGGUACACCUCCAAUUGACUCAAAUGAUGUCAAUUAGCCUAUCAGAAGCUUCUAAAGCCAUGACAUCAUUUUCUGGAAUUUUACAAGCUGUUUAAAGGCACAGUCAACUGAGUGUAUGUAAACUUCUGACCCACUGGAAUUGUGAUACAGUGAAUUAUAAGUGAAAUAAUCUGUCUGUAAACAAUUGUUGGAAAAAUUACUUGUGUCAUGCACAAAGUAGAUGUCCUAACCGACUUGCAAAAACGAUAGUUUGGUAACAAGAAAUGUGUGAAGUGGUUGAAAAACGAGUUUUAAUGACUCCAACCUAAGUGUAUGUAAACUUCCGACUUCAACUGUAUACCUAAGCGUUUAGGAGCUGUUUUAAAGUAGAAUGCCUAAAUGUAAAUAAUUAAUCCAUUAAUUAUAAUUUUUCAUGUUAACCUCUACAUACUUACUGGGUAACUGGUCCUGAAUCUGGUCCCAAAGGCAGAAUGCCUCCUGGACAUGGAUACUGUCAAUGCCACUGAGGUCAAAACCAACAUUUACGCUGUGGUUCAUAAUCUGAAUCUCCGAGUACACAUAAUCAGCUUCAGUUUAUCCAAUUACCUUCAAAUAACACGGUAAUGCAAGUUUCCGAAACCACGCUGGCAAGAGACGUGUGCAGAGGUUAAUACAGUUACUGCUUCUUUUGUGAGGACGUGUGUGUGUGUGUGUGUCUGUGCGUGCGAGCAUGCGCAUUGGAGUUGAGAGCUAUUACAGUUUUUUCAUGACCCUCAAACAACAGUUGAUCAGAACCCACACUCUAAAAAAUGCUGGGUUGUUUGGUUGACCCAACUGCUGGGUUGCAGGUGUUGGGUCACUUAGUUGGGUUGUUUUCUUUAAAAGGAGCAAGGUUGGGUUGUUAAUGCUGGGUUAUUGGUGCUGGGUUAUUGAGAUAUCCCAUUGUUGGAUAGAUACCACUUUAUUAUAAUAUGUAAUACAUAAUCUUAAAAUUCUAGAAGAAAAAUAAAGAAAAAUGCAAUUUGCAGUAUGGAAACUUAACAUGAUGAACAGGAAUGACAUUUACUCUCACGGGUAGCAAAUAAGAGCUAUCUGAAAGCCAUGCCCCUAAUAAGCCACACCUCCUGAAAAUAACCUAAGGAGUUUGUUCAAAACCCAGCAUGGAAACAAAGAACACCCAACUAAUGGUUAAAUUAACCCAUGUUUGGGGAAUCCCAACAACCCAACAUGUUGGGUUAUUCAUGCAACCCAACUGGCUGGGUCAAAAUAAUGUUCUGUCCAAUAUUUACCCAGCGCUGGGUUACCAAAGAACACAAAUUGUUUUUUUUAAAACCAGCAUUUUUUAAAGUGCAGUGACUGUCCCCUGGGAGGUAAAAGCAAGCAUGACUCUGUAGCUGUUGGUCCUCCUUUGUUGUUUCAGGUUUUGGAAUCAGGAGAGAAAGAGAGGUUUGUUUGACCAUAUUACCUAUCGCAGGAAAAAUAAUAAAAACGCAAUGUACCAAAUCAAUCGGGCAGCGUGACGAUAGUGUAAUUUCUUACUGACAACUUGCAUAAGUCAAGCCUCUCAACAUCCUGAGGAACAGAGACAGAACAUGGAGCUGUGUGUUUAGUUUGAAUGCAAAAUGGCAGAAGGUGUCAUUCCUGAUGAAUGCCUUAGAGUGAAGAUAAGAACACACACAUGCAGGUGCACACAGGCACGCAUACACAGACAGAGACACACACACACCCUUCCAAACCUAUUAAUAAGUGUGUGUGUGUCCUGAGGGGUCAAGUGGAAUCCGUUCCAACAGAUAACAGUGAUCGACUCAGGGAGCUGUCUGUGGCCCGUGGCUGCCAUAUUCCUGCAUUGGUUUUCUGGCAAAACCAGGAUGGAGAUUAACCUCCCCCCUAUAUGCUGAUUUUGGGUCAGUUUCGCUGUUGUCGGUUUAAUGGCUCUGGGGGGGUAAGCUGAUCCUAGAUCUGUGCCUUAGGGUAUAUUUUAACUACAUCGAUCUGUCAAAGAAACAUAAUCAGCAACCUUAAGCACAGGUCUAGGAUCAGGUUACCCCGACUGUCAAUCAAAACCUUAACUAUUAGGCGAAUGUGAAGAUCUGACCCUGAAUCAGAAGUUAGUGGGGGCUUCUCCUUCUCUAUACUCAUGUGUACGUCUACCAACAAUAACAUGGCCCUGGUCUCUGUUCAUUGAGUGAGAGAAUGUCCCGGUUGACAGCUCAUUUCAGCCAGGCCGUUUGGAAGUGUUGGACUCGCUCAGGAGACACGGAAAAACAAAUCCACUACAUGACCAAAAGUAUGUGGACACCAGCUCGUCAAACAUCUCAUUCCAAAAUCAUGGGCAUUAAUAUGGAGUUGGUCCCCCAUUUUCUGCUGUAACAGCCUCCACUCUUCUGGGAAAGCUUUCCACUAGAUGUUGGAACAUUGCUGCGGGGACUUGCUUCCAUUCAGCCACAAGAGCAUUAGUGAGGUGGGCACUGAUGUUGGGCAAUUAGGCCUGGCUCGCAGUUGGCGUUGCAAUUCUUCCUGAAGGUGUUUGAUGGGGUUGAGGUCAGGGCUCUGUGCAGGGCAGUCAAGUUCUUCCACACUGAUCUCGACAAACCAUUUUUGUAUGGACCUCGCUUUGUGCACAGGGGCAUUGUCAUGCUAAAACAGGAAAGAUCCUUCCCCAAACUGUUGCCACAAAGUUGGAAGCACAGAAUCGUUUAGAAUAUCAUUGUAUGCUGUAGUGUUAAGAUUUCCCUUCACUGGAUCUAAAAAACAGCCCCAGACCAUUAUUCCUCCUCCACCAAACUUUACAGUUGGCACUAUGCAUUCGGGCAGGUAGCGUUCUCCUGGCAUUCAGACUGCCAGAUGAUGAAGCGUGAUUCAUCACUCCAGAGAAUGCGUUUCCACUGCUCCAGUGUCCAAUGGCGGCGAGCUUUACACCACUCCAGCCAACGCUUGGCAUUGUGCAUGGUGAUCUUAGGCUUGUGUGCAACUGCUCAGCCAUGGAAACCCAUUUCAUGAUGCUCCAGACAAACAGUUAUUGUGCUGAUGUUGCUUCCAGAGGCAGUUUGGAACUCGGUAGUGAGUGUUGCAUCCUAGGACAGAUUAUUUGUACGCGCUACGCACUUCAGCACUCGGUGCUCCCGUUCUGUGAGCUUGUGUGGCCUAACACUUCACGGCUGAGCCGUUGUUGCUCCUAGACAUCUCCACUUCACAAUAAAAGAGCUUACAGUUGACCGGGGUAGCUCUAGCAGGGCCGAAAUUUGACAAACUGACUUGUUGGAAAGGUGUUAUCCUAUGGCGGUGCCACGUUGAAAGUCACUGAGCUCUCCAGUAAUGCCAUUCUACUGCCAAUGUUUGUCUAUGGAGAUUGCAUGGCUGUGUGCUCGAUUUUAUACACCUGUCAGCAACGGAUGUGGCUGAAAUAGCCAAAUCCACUCACUUGAAGGGGUGUCCACAUACUUUUGUAUAUUUAGUGCACAAUUGGGUGUCCAUCCUUUCUCCGUAUCCAUCUUCUCUAUAAAUUAUUUUUCUUCAUCCAUGCUUUCUCUCUAGCCGCUGUCUACAAUCCUUUUCUUCUAUCCACUCUUUCUAUAUAUUUUAUUUUCUAGUCUAUCCAUCCUUUCUAUCCAGUCUCUCCUUGUUUGGAGAGUUUUUCUUUCCUUUCCAUCCAACAUAUGUCUGUGAGGGCUGGUGAGAGUGACAGGAAUGACACUGACUGGAAGCAUCAUGCUUUAAGUCAUAUCUAAUGACUCACGAUCCAGCAGCUCUAAAUAUGACUGUCUGAUACUCACUUGUUAAAGCCAGAGGAAUCUCAUUUUGGAAUAACCUAAAUCGUCUCUUUAAAUAUAUCUAUUUUUGAAGUGCUUUCCAUCCAUCAAAACUGUUAGUCAUAGACACACAUUAACAACAACAAAGUGGCCCGGGAGUUAUUACAUUUUCAGAUAUUAAAGGGUACAGAAGUUUUUGGGAAUACCUCGCAAAGCCUGCGAUAAUAACCAGGAGUUAGGCCUAAGCAGGGCCUUCUCUACUGAUGCCUCCAGGCAUAUCUCGCUGCUCUCCCUCCUCUCCUUGUGGCCACAUGCCAGUCGUCCCAGACUGAAGUGGAGGCAAAGUCAAUUGCCGAAAUCUAAACAACCACAAAGACAACAAAUAAUAUCCCUGCUGUUUUGCUUUAGCGUGAUAUGGCUUCAAUCUGGGUCCGGGACAGUGUGAUCGCACCCCUUUUUGUGUUUUGGGAUUCCAUUCAGAUAGGCUGCAGCCAAGGGACUGAGAGAGAGAUGGAUGGAGAGAGAAAGAGGAGAUAAGGAUAGAUAAUGGGGAGGGAAAGAGAGCCCCAGCUCACACGUUCAACCCUCUGAUCCCAGGGUCUGUGAGGUUGAGGGAGAGCAAUAGAAAGAUUGACCGAGUGUAGAGAGAGAGGGGGGCGGGUUGAGAACGACUCCAAAAUGUUGUUAGAGAGGGGGACAAAGAGACAUCGAUAGAGAAAGAUGGAGUGAGAGACAAAAAUAAAGAGAGAGAGUUACAGUGGUCCUGGGAAUCUGUUGGCCCCAGCCCUCUUAUCUGUCACGUCUAGUUUGGGUUCUGUGUGUUCCCUCUGGAACCUUAAUGAGAACCCAGCACAGAACAGCGCCAGACUGGGGUUUAACCCUUAUUGGCACUGAAUCUGUCUCAAACACUCUUUCUUUCUUUCUUUCUUUCUUUCUUUCUUUCUUUCUUUCUUUCUUUCUUUCUUUCUUUCUUUCUUUCUUUCUUUCUUUCUUUCUUUCUUUCUUUCUCCCUCCCUCUGUUACUCUCUCCACCUUUCCCCCAGUCUCUGUGUUACUCAGUCAUUGAUGUUCCCCCUCUCUCUUUUUAUUUUUCCCCAUUUCUUCCCUCUGGUCGUGAGAAAGUCAUUGUUUCUCUGAUAAGGCUGAUUUGCUCUGAUAAAAGUAUAAAUUAUUCUCAUGCCUAUCAAUAUCCCCCUGCAGUGUCCCUCUCUUCCCUGAUAACACAUGUACUAUAAUUGGAGUAACAGGAGACUCUAAAACACAAUUGUCUGUGAUUUUCUUUCUUAACCAUGUUAUUAGCAAUGGUGAUGGUACAAGGCAGGCAUUUCAUUUCACAGCCAUUGUGUAGGUACAAAGCUAGAAAAAAUAGCCUGGUAGUCCUGUGUGGCUUCUAUGUAAACCAGCCUGGUAGUCCUGUGUGGCUUCUUUGUAAACCAGCCUGGUAGUCCUGUGUGGCUUCUAUGUAAACCAGCCUGGUAGUCCUGUGUGGCUUCUAUGUAAACCAGCCUGGUAGUCCUGUGUGGCUUCUAUGUAAACUACUGGUAGCCUGUGGGCUUCAGUAAACCAGCCUGGGUAGUCCGGUAGCUCUAGUAAACCAGGCCGUCCGGGUAGUCCUCGUGGCUUGGUGUUGAUAUGAUUAAUUGGUCUCCUGGGGAGUGUUACGGGGAGAGUGUAAGUUUCUCUGGUACCUUGGACCUGGCCAGGGACAGUAAGCAGGGGGGGUGUAGCCAUUAAAAGAGUCCCGUCUGAAACGGAGACCUACGGCUCUCAGACAGAUAAGAGCCAGCUGCUGCUGUUAGGGCUGGGACGGCUGCUAUGUCUGCUCUCCCCUACACAUACACACAGACACACACAUGCAUGAACAGCAGUUGGAAAUAUAUACGCACACACACAGACACACGCUUGCAGACAGACAUACACACCUCAGACCCCCCACCGUCUCCAGGCCACUUCUGCCACGCACUGCCAUGACAAAACCUCUUCCUGGUCUCUCACCUCGCGGCAAGAGAAGCCGCAUCGCAGACCCCGGCACCAACAGACGCCGGAAACACCCAUAGCCGCGAGCACGAGCGCAAGACACAGCGCCAACACGAAGCGGAAAGAGGACGCCAGGCACAAGACGCCACACCGCGAGGCAAGAGCGACGGAAAGACGCGAACAAGCGAGAGAAACAGGAGAGAAAAGAAGAAACAAGAGAGAGAAAGGCGACAUCCCACAGAAGACGAAAAAGAAGAAGAGCGAGAGAGAGGGACAAAGAAUGGACAAGAGAGAGAAAAGGGAUAGGAACCACGACUACCCAGAAAGCGCAAGCGAGAGGACUCCCGGCACAACGGCGAGAGAGAAAGCGCGAGAACGGAGCAACAGAUGAGACAAGAGAAAAGGCAACGCAAGCGAAAGAAGAAGGAAAGAAGAGAAAACGAAGUGGCCCGCGAACUCCAACAUCCCCCUCACUCCUCCUUCUCCUUCCCCUCUCUCCCCUCCUCUCACUUCCCAUCAUCUCCCCCUCCUCUCUCCUUUUCUGCGUCUCCUCUCCUCAUCACUCUGGCCCAGGUCUGCUCUAGGGGAGACACAGUGCUUUCCUUUUCUUGUCUGUCUCUAGUCUCCAGUCUGCCUCACAGCCCAGCAGACUGUUGCUUCUCCUCCCAGACGCAGAAUGUCUAUCCUGUCCCUGGAACACUCAGCCUGGUGGACCAGAGAAGGAGGGAGGAUGGGGAGCAGGGAGAGGAUAGUUACCAUAGUAUAAAACACUAAUAUGAUUCAGACUACAUUCCACAACACUUCCUCUACACACCCUGAUUAACAAAUGGCCAAGGGACAACUGGAUUCCAUGCAUGGCACAUGUACAGAGAUACUGUAUGUCAAACAUGCGAAGCAUGCAAGACUUCCUAUCAGUGGCUAUUUUGAGGAAACAAAACUGGAUACCAGUAAUGCACUGUGCAGUGUACACUCUUAGAAAUGUUGGUGACUCGAGAAACCCUGGAGAUCCUCAAGGAACCCCUGGAGUUCCUCAAGAAGCCAUUGCUUGUCAAUGGUUCAUAUUUGCACCUUCGGUUAGUUGAGGGGUUCUUGGAGGAACCUUUAAUGGUUCAAUGUAGCAACGCGUUCCUGGAGGAACCCUUGAGUUGAGGCGUGGCUUAGUAGGAGCGUGGCUAUAAGAUAUGCUUUUUUUGGCCAUCCGUUAGAGUAAAUGUAAUUCCUGUUCAUCUGUUCUGUUAUAUUGUCAUCACAUGUUAAGGUUAAACACUGAUAGUUUUAUAGCUUCAAUGAGGCUGACAGAGUUGUAUGAGUUCCUCAAGAGCCUAUUCAAAUCCCAAAGUGGGAAUCAGCAAUGUUAAUAUUAUUAAUAUUAUAUUGGAAUAUGUAAUAUGCAUAAAUAUUCAAGGAACAUUUUAAUUUGCAGUGUACAAACUUAACAUGAUGACGUUUAAAAAUAACUAUGUGAAAGCCAUGCCUCCAAUCUGAUAGGCUGCCACCUCUAUAUUAUUAAAAAGGUUAAAAAUUAAACCCGUCCCAUCACAAAAAAGUUCCAGUUCUAACCUUUAUACAAGGGUUCCUCAAAGACCCCUUUUCAACUGGAAAGUUUCCGCCGGUGUCACGCUCGUCGUAAGAAGUGGACCAAGGCGCAGCGUGAUAUGCGUACAUCUUUUAAUGAGUACUUAUACAAAUAUACAAAAACAACAAAACGAUACGUGAAGUCCUAAGGUUAACAAACACAAACCUCUCCGGAACAAGAUCCCACAAAUGACAAGUGCAAAACAGGCUGCCUAAGUAUGGUUCCCAAUCAGAGACAACAAGCCACAGCUGCCUCUGAUUGGGAACCACCCCGGCCAACAUAGAAAUACAUGAUCUAGAACCUGAACAUAGAACAUACAACAUACUAGAACAGAAACCUGGAAAACUAAACAUAGAAACUAACACCCGGGCUCAACAUUAAAGAGUCCCCAGAGCCAGGGCGUGACAGUACGCCCCCCCCCCCCCCCCCCCCCCCCCCCAAAGGCGCGGACUGUGACCGCGCCAACUAAAUCCAACAGGGGAGGGGCCGGGUGGGCGGAUCCAGCUCUGGGCGUGACCACCACUCUCUAGCUACCCCCCCGUAGCGCCCCUGGUCUGGUCCCGCUGGCUGGAGCUGGACAUCGGUGGAGCGGAUUGCUUAGGCUCCGGUGUGGAGCAGCUGACCGGUACCUGACCAGGCACCGGUGGAAAAGGCACGGGCUGUGCCGGACUGACGACGCGCACCACUGGCUUGGUGCGGGGAGCAGGAACCGGCCGGACCGGGCUGGCGACGCGCACUACUGGCUUGGUGCGGGGAGCAGGAACGGGCCGGACCGGGCUGACGACACGCACCACUGGCUUGGUGCGGGGAGCAGGAACGGGCCGGACCGGGCUGACGACGCACACCACAGGCUUGGUGCGGGGAGCAGGAACAGGCCGGACCGGGCUGGCGACGCGCACCACUGGCUUGGUGCGGGGAGCAUGAACAGGCCGUACCGGGCUGGCGACGCGCACCACAGGCUUGGUGCGGGGACAAGGAACAGGCCCGGCCGGGCUGGCGACGCGCACCACAGGCUUGAUGCGAGGGGCAGGAACAGGCCGGGCCGGGCUGGCGACGCGCACCACAGGCUUGGUGCGAGGGGCAGGAACAGGCCGGGCCGGGCUGGCGACGCGCACCACAGGCUUGGUGCGAGGGGCAGGAACAGGCCGGACCGGGCUGGCGACGCGCACCACUGGCUUGGUGCGAGGGGCAGGAACAGGCCGGGUCGGGCUGGCGACGCGCACCACAGGCUUGGUGCGAGGGGCAGGAACAGGCCGGGCCGGGCUGGCGACGCGCACCACAGACUUGGUGCGAGGGGCAGGGACGGGCCGGGCCGGGCUGGCGACGCGCACCACAGGCUUGGUGCGGGGAGCAGGAACAGGCCGGACCGGGCUGUGGAGACGGACUGGAGGUCUGGAGCAAAGAGCUGACACAACCCGUCCUGGCUGAAUGCCUAUUUUUACACACUCUGUGUGAGGCAUCAGCACAGGACGUACAGGGCUGUGCACUCGUACUGGCACUACAGCAGGUGGCACUGGCGCAGGAUAUCCGGGACCGAGGAGGGGUACUGGAGGCCACGAGCGUUGAGCCGGCACACUCCGUCCUGGCUGCAUGCCCACCUUAGCACGACACGUGCGUGGUGCUAGCACAGGACGUACAGGACUGUGCCGGACCACUCGCGGCACAGUACGCAGCUCCGCAUACCUCGGAACCUGCCCAGUCUCACGCUGCCUAGCCUGAGUACGGGGAGUUGGCUCUGCUGUACCUCUAGGCUCCGCCAACCUCCCUUCCAGCCCCCCAAACCUGGUGGCCUCCUCUCCUAAUCCACAAACUCGCCCUGUAGCUGCCUCCCGCAGCCCCGUCGUCCAUGCCGUGUGCCCCCCCAAAAUGUUUUAUUGGGGUUGCCUCUCGCCUGUCUGGGCAACCUCCCUCAUCGCCCUCCGGUAGCGGACGGCCUCCUCCUCGGUGAUCUUCCCCCAACCGAGGAGGACAUCCACUAGCGUUACCUCCGGCGUUUGCUCCUGGACACGCUGCUUGGUCCUUAUUUGGUGGGAUCUUCUGUCACGCUCGUCGUAAGAAGUGGACCAAGGCGCAGCGUGAUAUGCGUACAUCUUUUAAUGAGUACUUAUACAAAUAUACAAAAACAACAAAACGAUACGUGAAGUCCUAAGGUUAACAAACACAAACCUCUCCGGAACAAGAUCCCACAAAUGACAAGUGCAAAACAGGCUGCCUAAGUAUGGUGCCCAAUCAGAGACAACAAGCCACAGCUGCCUCUGAUUGGGAACCACCCCGGCCAACAUAGAAAUACAUGAUCUAGAACCUGAACAUAGAACAUACAACAUACUAGAACAGAAACCUGGAAAACUAAACAUAGAAACUAACACCCUGGCUCAACAUUAAAGAGUCCCCAAAGCCAGGGCGUGACAGCCGGUGUGGCAACCCAAUAGGUUCUUCCAGGCACCUUUACUUCUAAGAGUGUAGUGAAAUAAACAAAAGCUGGGUUAGUGCUAUUGUUUUGAAAAAACAGAAAUACCUUAUUUACAUAAGUAUUCAGACCCUUUGCUACGAGGCUCGAAAUUGAGCUCAGGUGCAUCCUGUUUCCAUUGAUCAUCCUUGAGAUGUUUCUACAACUUGAUUGUAGUCCACCUGUGGUAAAUUCAAUUGAUUGGACAUGAUUUGGAAAGGCACACACCUGUCUAUACAGUGAGGGAAAAAAGUAUUUGAUCCCCUGCUGAUUUUGUACGUUUGCCCACUGACAAAGAAAUGAUCAGUCUAUAAUUUUAAUGAAGUUUUAUUUGAACAGUGAGAGACAGAAUAACAACAAAAAAAUACAGAAAAACGCAUGUCAAAAAUGUUAUAAAUUGAUUAGCAUUUUAAUGAGGGAAAUAAGUAUUUGACCCCCUCUCAAUCAGAAAGAUUUCUGGCCUCCAGGUGUCUUUUAUACAGGUAACGAACUGAGAUUAGGAGCACAUUCUUAAAGGGAGUGCUCCUAAUCUCAGCUUGUUACCUGUAUAAAAGACACCUGGAGGCCUACAACCAAAAAAUGUCUGCAGCAUUGAAGGUCCCCAAGAACACAGUGUCCUGCAUCAUUCUUAAAUGGAAGAAGUUUGGAACCAGCAAGACUCUUCCUAGAGAAAACAGAGAAAUCGGGGAAGAAGGGCCUUGGUCAGGGAGGUGACCAAGAACCCAAUGGUCACUCUGACAGAGCUCCAGAGUUCCUCUGUGGAGAUGGGAGAACCUUCCAGAAGGACAACCAUCUCUGCAGCACUCCACCAAUGAGGCCUUUAUGGUAGAGUGGCCAGAUGGAAGCCACUCCUCAGUAAAAGGCACAUGACAGCCCGCUUGGAGUUUGCCAAAAGGCACUUAAAGACUCUCAGACCAUGAGAAACAAGAUUCUCUGGUUUGAUGAAACCAAGAUUGAACUCUUUGGCUUGAAUGCCAAGCGUCACAUCUGGAGGAAACCUGGCACCAUCCCUACGGUGUUGGGAUGUUUUUCAGCGGCAGGGACUGGGAGACUAGUCAGGAUCGAGGGAAAGAUGAACAGAGCAAAGUACAGAGAGAUCCUUGAUGAAAACCUGCUCCAGAGCGCUGGGGCAAAGGUUUACCUUCCAUCAGGACAACGACCCUAAGCACACAGCCAAGACAAUGCAGGAGUGGCAUCAGGACAAGUCUCUGAAUGUCCUUGAGUGGCCCAGCCAAAGCCCGAACUUGAAUCCGAUCUAACAUCUCUGGAGAGACCUGAAAAUAGCUGUGCAGCAACGCUCCCCAUCCAACCUGAUGGAGCUUGAAAGGAUCUGCAGAGAAGAAUGGGAGAAACUCCCCAAAUACAGGUGUGCCAAGCUUGUAGCGCCAUACCCAAGAAGACUCGAGGCUGUAAUCGCUGACAAAGGUGCUUCAACAAAGUACUGAGUAAAGGGUCUGAAUACUUAUGUAAAUGUGAUAUUUCAGGUGUUUGUUUUUUUAUACGUUUGCAAAAAAAUUCUAAAAACCUGUUUUUGCUCUGUCAUUAUGGGGUAUUGUGUGUAGAUUGAUGAGGGGGGAAAACGAUUUAAUCCAUUAUAGAAUAAGGCUGUAACGUAACAAAAUGUGGAAAAGGUAAAGGGGUCUGAAUACUUUCUGAAUGCGCUGUACAUCAUUUUCACUUCAUAUUAUUCCAUUUUUUUGAUCUCCCAACUCUUAAAUGAGACAUUUCCCCCUGUAUCUGUAACACUAGAAAGCAAGUGUACACUAAAUGUUCACAAUAUUAAUGUUUUGAUAAAGCUGUCUGCACAGUUGGCCAGUAAACAACAGUCUAGUUCUUGGUUAACCUUGCUGAUGAGUUAAACGAGAAAAAAAACUACAGUUACAGUACUGUAUGUUAUUGGCACUGAGUACACAUUACUUUUAUUAUGACGGUGUAGCGUGUCUAAAAUGACCAUUAUACUGUGUAGAGGGUAUGGGGGCCAGUUAAUGCUGUACUAUGUACACAAACAUAAAUCAUAACCCUAAGGUAAUGAAUCUCUUCCUGAGGAGACACACACCACACACACACAUAGAGUAUACGGAGGCUCCAGACAGUUCAGAUGAGACUUGUCACGUCCGUUGACACACGGCCCAAUUAAAGGGGAGGAUUAGUCCAGGACUGGGUGACCUCCCCAGGAAUCUCCCUCCCAUGCUGUGUGUGUACACUGUCAGACCCAACCACCAACCCUCCCUUUAAGCACUCUCACCUGCUAAUUAGGGAGGCCAGGAGCCGUGUGUGCAUGCGUGUGUGUGUAAGGCACUGAGUGCCCAGGACUGUCAGAGAGGACUCAGUGGAUUUGCAGGCCAAGAUGUCCUUACAUAAAUAUUUGACUUUACUAUUGUAAGUCUAUGAGAGUCCAGUCCAACACACGUCAUAGCCAUGGCGAGCAGUUACGAUUUUCAUUUCAAUUGGAUGUCAUUUAUUGUUUUAAAUUAUUAUAUGUUUUAUAUGUAUGAAUUCCUUAGUCAUUAAACCCAAGUAGGCUUUAGUGUACCAUGUUCAGCCGAGGUUAUAGGAGUUUUAACGUGAGGAGACGUAUACUAUCAGACACUGUGUUAUUUACUUUGGAUAGUUUUGAUGUGUGCAUCUUGCUCCUGUGUAAGAAUUGGGCCAGAUACUGUAGGACCCAGGGAUGGUGAUGGGAACAGCCAAGGCUAAGGGACAGUGACAGUGACAUCAAGAGCAUUCAGCCACAUUCCCAGCUGUAGCUGGUGAAGGUUUAUUUGGGAACAGUAGCCUUCUGAAACAACACACACACUUACACCUGCUGCCCUGUCAGACCAACAGCAGCCAUGGACACCAGGUAAGACCCCAUGGAACUGAACUAAGAUGUUAUAGGACUCUGACUUUAGCUAAAGUUCCCAAAGCAAGGCCUCUGUGAGUGUAGUUGAGUAUAGUAAAGUAUGUUUCGUAGCUGUAUGUCGGUUUAUGUUAUCUGAACUGAAAGAGGCCUUGAGCAGUUAGGAGUUGGGAGUUGAGUGAUGAUGUGAGUGGGUUGAGUGUUGAGAGAUGUGUAAAACUAGCCCUGGUUGAUCUGUAAAACAGUUGUUAUGGAGCUUUUCUUGUAGUCUCUGAGGAGAGCAGACACGCAGAGCAGAUUGGUGAGAGAGAGAGAGAGAGAGAGAGAGAGAGAGAGAGAGAGAGAGCGAGCGAGAGAGAGAGAGACUGACAAAUGCUAGGCUGGUAUGUGGGAGAUGGAGAAAGGGAAGCCUUGUUGAUUACUGACUGGAGAGUUAUACUACUACUCACUGUACACAUCAACGCCAGUCGUUUUGACACAGGUAGUGUGCCUUUUUUAAAAGCUUUCUUUUUGUCCCGUGUGAUAGUCUAAAUGAAUUGUGUAUAUUCUGUAAGUGUGUGUGUUGGGGUGGGGGUUGUGUGUCUGUGUACAGUCAGUAUAUCAGCCUGUCUGUCUGUGUAUGUAUAUGUGUGUGUCUGAAUCUCUCUGUGUGUGCAGUGUCAGACUAGUAACAUAUUCAGAAGGUCUGGGGGAGUCUCCAGUCCAGCCCUCCAGCCUGCAGUCCUCUUGGCUCCCUCUCCCUAGGAGGAGGAGCUACCAGAACCUUUAGCUCCUAGUCCGUGCAGAGGACAUCAUUACCUACUGGAGGAGGGGUUAGGGGAACUGUGGGAGGGGCUAUGGGAAGCCUCAGUGGUUAGCUCCUCCCAGCAGAUGGCAUAUCACUCUACUCUCUCUGGCGUGGACUCAGAGCUCAGAGCUACAUGGGACCAAAGUCUGCCUCACUGUCCGACUCCCACAGCUACCCUAGGGAGAGCGAAGGAGUGAGAUAGAGAAGAGAAUAGAGAGAGCGAGAGAAGAGGAGAGAGAGAGAGAGAGAGAGAGAGAGAGAGAGAGAGAGAGAGAGAGGAGUGAAGCGAUACAAGAGAUACACCACCUUUUUUCUUAUUUUCUUGUAAUAGAUGUUGUGUUGUUGAUGACGAGCGUUUGGCCAGCUCUGGUCUCGGUCUCUGGUCCCAGGAAGAGGCAGGGUCAUUGAAGUGAAAGUGUGUGUCCUGUCCUGUCGCUUGUGCCAGUUUUAUUUUUCCCUCCUGAACACUGGAACCAUACUGUGAGCAUUAUGACUCUACUUGGCUCUGAACACUCCAUACUGAUACGAAGCAAGUUUAGAUCAGGUAAGAUCCUAUACUGUGUGUGUGUGUCUCUUUUCAUUUCUACUCACCUAUCGGUAAUCACCUAUGCAAUUGUCCAGUCAUUUGUUCAUUCAACCCUUUGGACUGGCACUUUGUUGAUGUAAUGUAUGAUACAAUGUUUGCACUUGCGUGGAAUAAGAAACAUGUAUUUGUUCAAUCCCGUUUGUCCAACCGUCAAUACUUGUAUUUUGUUGAUAGUGUACAGUAGUACCGGUACAUGCUCUUUCUUUAUCCUUCAUCUGUGGUAGAGUAUGAUUUGCAUUGCCUCCCGUGCAGCAGAGCACAGAGGAUGAGGGAGGUUGGAUGACAGGUGUGUGUAAUUUAGUAGGGCCAGCUGAUAAUGUUGUUGAGGAGGAGCAGAGAGACUCCGUCAUCACAGAGUUCAUGGAGGAUACCACCCAUCAGUGGUGCCACCCUUUAAUCACGUUGCUCUGCUCUAUGGAUGCUAUGGUGUAUAGAUGCUUUGUCGUAAAAGUGAAAACACGUGACUGAGGGUACGUGUGUGGUUGGGGGUCGAUCCCAUUUAGAUUUAGUUCAUUCGGGAAGUGAACUAAAAUUCCAGUUCAAGAACAGCUAAAAUCCUAAUUGAAAAUAAAAUAUUUGAAUUGAAAUGGAAUCGACCCCAACCUUGUACACUUGUUUCCAAGAGUUCUCUUGUACAGGUUCAUGCACUUGUUUGCUUUUGAAGAAAAGCAGCAAGUGACGUUCUGACACUUAAACCCUCAAGGUUCUGAUAGAGAAUAGUGCAAGGUUAAAGGUUAUCAUAAUUAGGCUGUGAUGAGAGCGGUGUGUGUGUGGUGUGUUGGUGACCUUACCUGCCUGGACUACAGUACUGAUAUAAACCCUUCUAACACACAGCAGCUGUUUGGGCUUCUUCUUGUAUAUCCCUCUAUCUCUGUUCUUUCUCAUACACUUAAACACACACACAUGCGCGCGCACACACACACACAAACUUCUCUCUCGAUCUCUCUCUCUUCUUCUGUCUAUGUCUCGUGUAUAUAUACAGUCUACUCUUUAUCUUGCAACUCUGUCUCUAUGUAGAUGUCUGUACUGUGAACAAUACUGCCCCCUCCCUGAAGGGAAUGUUACUGACAGCCAGAGCUACAGUCUAAUGCUUGGGACUUUCUCCCUGUCCUGCUCAGUCACAGUUUGAUACACACGGUUUACAGUCAACCAGCAUUUUAUCCAGUGAUUCAUUUCACUGUGAACAAAACGUAGGGAACCACAAUAGUUGAAAGGCUCUGACCAGCUCUCUUUCUCUCUCUUUAUUUGACUUCAGUGCAAUCUCUCUGCACUCAGCGCGGUAAUUGCUUACCAGCAAUCGCAGGCUAAAUUGUGCUUUUCCUCUGUGUUGUUUAGACCAGCAACUGUGCACUGGGAAAUUACCUCUGGGCUCUGGGGGGAGAGCGAGAGAGGGAUGGAGAGAGAAGGAGAGAGAGAUGUAAGGGCUGGAGUCAUUGUAGUGGUAUGGCCAGACAGAGAGACUUUCACACGGCAGCGGCUCAUGGAUUUGGUGUUUGGUGUUGCUGUGACACACACACAUUAGGCUGAUAGACUGGUUAUUAAUGCCCUGCUGAUGUGGGGAGACUGUUUAGUCUUACAUGCUGGGUCACAGAGAGUAAGCUAUGGGAACUACAACUGGUAAGAUAUUCUAGCAGCGAGGGAUAAGAAUCUCAGAGGGGUCCCAGGGGUGUGUGUGUGUGUGUGUGUGUGUGUGUGUGUGUGUGUGUGUGCACGCAUGCUUCUCACUAGCAUUACAUAACUGUACAGGACAGAGAUGUUGGAGUUGUAUAUUAUGUCAACACAAAAUCUAGGCUCAACGUGUUGAAUUAGAUUUUUUGUAUUUUAUUACAUUUGUCCAUGCCUUCUGCCUCUGGAGAGUUUCAUGGAGGUAUAAAUGGUAGGUUCUGUUAUAAACAUAACCUUGUUAUAAACCCUGAUAUAACCUCCCAGUAGUGUUCAUCUAGCAUGUUUUUAUUAUAUGGAAUACCAAGCUUUCCUACUUAAACAAGGGUUAUUGUAUCUCUAUAGCUCUCUCCCUGAAUUUAGUUGUGAUUAACAGUAGUGUUGGUGUGUCUGUGCUAUCUCUGUCUGAUUUCAGAGGGCCAGUUGGUGGUAAUAUUAAAGCAGGGUAGUAACUAUAAAUCAGCUCAGAGCCAACUCUGUUACACACUGACAGGCACCACACUUCCAAGAAUCACGAAGGACAGGGUGAGGAUGGAUCUGAAAAUGAUUUGCCCUAAUGCCAUAAAUGUAAGUGUGUGGAGGCGCAAGGGUGUGUGUUUAUUUGCGCUGUGAGUGAAUGUGUGGGAGAUGAGAGAGAGAGAGAUAGAUGGAGAGAAUCAUCUCUCAGGUUAGUGGCAUUUUAGAAAUCUUAGUCUUGUUUGGGGAACUCCUCUUUAGAGGAAACCCCUAACUAUAUACCCUUUGACCUCUCCAGGAGCAUCGCAGCUGCUUUGACAACAGCUGUGCCAUAGUCGUUAUGACUGUGAGUUGCUGUGACUGUGUUGCCGUGUCUUUUUGCUCCAGGAAUAAUUUUGAUUUGAUUAGACUGAUAGACAUUAUUGGACAGUCAAUGUUAAUUGCUGUACCAGUAAUUGAUAUCACCAGAGCAGUGAGCAGACUCUCCUGACAUGGGACACAGGCCCUUUUGACAACUGGACGGGCUAUUUAUGAGCUGUUUAAGAUAUUAAUCACAUAUUUAUAGAUACAUAAGGUAUUAAGAAUAAUUGUAUUAAACCUGGCUGGGAUCCAGUGGGGUGGGUAACAUAUCCAUUGACAGAAAGAGAGAGGAAGAGAAGAGCUAAAGAGAGAGAUUCAAAGAAUUUGAGUACUAUACUGAAAAAUGGUUUGCAUUUUUUUGUCCCAGUGUCGAGUCAGAGUGAAUGGCUGUGCUGCUGCCAUCUGAUGUACAGGGCAGGAGGUCACGGCUCGGGGCUGUAAACUCAAUCAGAUGUUUAGAGAAUUGUGUGUGUCAUUAUGAAACAGAGGUAGAUGGCCUGAGAGGAGGGAGAGAUAAAGCCAACACACACACACAGACCAAUACAUACAGUACUCCUUAAACAUCAAUGGGUAUGUGUCACAGUGUUUCCCUGGCGUAUUGAUGAAACAGAUCUCUUAGACUACGUAGCAGCUCUGUCCAUUCAGCGGUCCACUCCAACCAAAGAGCAGCUAAGAGUGAUAACCCCCCCCCCCCCCACACACACACACACACACACACACACACACACACACACACACACACAUUCUGGCAGACACAAGGGGCUUUGGAUAGAGGUUAAGGGGAGCUCGGGAGACAUGGGCCAGUGUGUUUGUCAGAACGCAGACAGAUGCACGCCCUCCCAGACCACACACUGCCUAGCAGAUCUGUUUAAAGGCCAGGAGCUGUGUUCAUCAUUCCCUACAUCCUGUUCACAGAAAUAUUUGUCAGCCCACAUCGCCAUUUCUUCCUUGUUUUGUGUGUCUGUGCAACUCUUCUACGUAAUUGCCGCACAGAAAGAUUGGCACACAGAGAGAUUGGCAUGAAGCUUGUUUUGAGGACGGUAGCAUCAGAACUUUGAGAACUUUUAAACAGUGGUGUGUUCUAUCACUGAAACUUCAUUGAUGUUGGUUCAUGAAACUGUCAAACCCGAUUCUCUCACCGUCACACAACCAUAACAAUACUUUCUCUGCUGCUACGGUAGUCAUCUGACAUUAGUAGCAUACUCAGUCUCUCUACCCCUCCUCUGUAUCUCCUUCCUUCGCCCUUUUCUGCCCUCCCUCAUCUCUCUGUCUCCCUCCCUUCUCCAUCUCUCCCCCUGUAGUUCUGCAGUUAAGACUUCAGCAGAGGAGGACUCGAGAGCAGCUUGCAGACCAAGGCAUCAUGCCUCGUGAGUAACACUCUUUUACACAUGAAGACACAUGCAUAUGUACACAUACACAUGCAUACGCACACACACACACACACACAGCUCAUAAGUGUGUGUGACACCAUGUACUGUAUUACUAGAGCGAGUGAGAGAAAGAGAGAGAGAGAAAAAAAGAGAGAGAUUUAACUUGCAACUGACGACGGCGAUGAAACACGACGUGCUACAUGGCCCUCGCUUCUACGAGCCGACACACUUACCUCAUGAUAACAAAACGUAGUCCUUAACAAUGUAACCAGAGACCCAUCUAUCCUGAUAACACCAUGUUCAAGCUGAUCUAGGAUCUAUACCUCUAACACCAUAAUAUGUUAUAGCUGAUAUAUGAUCUAUGAUCACCUCUAUCCCGAUAACACCAUAUUACAGCUGAUCUAUGGUCUGUGAUCUAUGUGGAAGCCUUGAAUCAUCUUGCACAGUGAGACAGUAAGGGAGUAUCAGACAAACAGACAGGCAGGGAGACAGCUAGGUAGAAAGGCGCGCACACACACAUGCACACACGAAACAGGUAUAUUUAAUCUGCAUUUAAUGCUCAUAAUAAUUAGGGCUAUAUUACAAACUGGCUAACGUCUGUGAGAGAAGCCAGUCACGAGUCAUCUCCACAAUACAGUCCAGAGUUGUAGCCUGUGUGAGUGCACUAGCCUGAGUAUUUAUAAACGGCUGCAGGCUGGGGUUAGGGGGUUGUAGUGUAGUAGGGAAGGUUGUUGAAUGCUAUCUCUCUGGCACGGUUUGACAUUCGUUUCACUGGGGCUCCAGCAGUGAGAUAACCAGUGGUAAGUGUGUGUGCAGGGGGAAUGCAAUCCAGAGGCCUAGCCACAGUGUGUGCGUGUGCCCAUGCAUCUGUAUGUGUGUUAAUAGACGGCACUCAGAGAAAUCUUCAAAAACCCUUUCCAUGUGUACUGCGGACCUCUCGCAUACAAUCAGCAGAUAAACGGCCAAUCGAAAAAUUCUUCUAAAAUAGUAUUUGCCCUGUCGACCAAUCACGUUGCCCCUUGCUGCUUUAUCUCCGGCAGACUCCCAGAAACUGAUAGGCCAUGCCGGGCCUCUGGAUUCCGUUCCCUCGCACACUUAACACUGGUUGCACACACACACAAACACACAUACACAUUUUAUUAUCCUUCACAGGACAGGGGACUGGGCAGUCAAAGCCAAGCCUCUCACGGUGUGAUGGAGAGAGAAUGUGAUUUCCCAUUCUGUGCAGUUUUAGUACGUAAAUAAGGCUCAUUUUUACUAAUAUUGUUUUUCAAUGUUUGACAGAAUACCAUUAUCAGUAUUGUGUGCGUGUGUGUGUGUGUGAGAUGGACAUGGCGUAGGGUGUGUGUAUAUAUUACCCAGAGAACAUCUGGUGUUUAUUAGAAUCUCUAGUGCUGCUUCGGCCUCUCAGGGCUCUCUGGCUUGUGGCUGGCUGAAGAAGAGUCCACACACCCACGCACUCACUCACCCACCCACACACACACACACACACACAGAGAGUGAGACACUGCCUCUCAACUCUGACGUGUGGUUGGCGGAGAAGGAAGGGUCCACAUACACACACACACACAACACACUCUAAGUCCUCUACUCUAACACGAUAAGUGUGUCGUUUCACCACAAAUCUCCAUUCCCCUAGAUGUGGUACUUUUUCUUUAUUCCAUAGCGCCAAUGGAUAAACGAUGAAUAGUACUGUAUAGUUUAUUCUACUGCAUUAAUGCACCAUAUACUGUACAUAGGAUUGAGAUAUGAAGUGAGGUUUACAUUAGACAGAAAGUAAAUAGUGGGUUUUAGUUUAGCUUUAGGAUGUUUUAACUUGGUGCCAACUGUAAAGUAGACUGACUCAUACUACAGGGUAUGUUUCUAUUAGAGAUAAUAGUCUGGAGAACUAUGUAAAAACACUAAUGUCCUGCUGUGUUGUUAUUCAGUGUCUGGACAGCGCUUACAUUGUUGCAUUGGAGAGUGAUGUAAUCUGUGCAGCUCUAAUGUCAUGGAGAGUGUUGUUAUAUGUUUUUUGUAUAUUACGUGGAGAGUUGAUAGGAAGUAGCUGUGCAGGCCUUAUAUCAGGACAGUGUUGUGCUGGAGAGACUUUUAUUUAGUCUCUAUGCAUCUCUAUAAAGCUUCUGCAGCCCUUACGUCAGGUUAGAGUCAUGUGCGAGUCAGAGUGAGAGAAACGGACACAGUGAGUGACAGGCCGGGGCAGAUGGUGUAUUAACAGACAGUGAUCUCACCAUCGCAUCCCAUGUGGCUGGUUAGCAACAUGACCACUGUUACGCCAGGACAAACCCUGCCCGGACAGACCAGGACAGCAGGUGAUCCCUGCAUCCUCUAGGGAAGGACACUGAAGGCCCCGGUCAAUUACUCAUAAAUCUUUCCUUCCUCCCUUCUUUCUAUCUUUCCUUUCUUACUGCCUUCCUUCACAGCAAAAUCGCCAGUGUUCAUAUAUCCUGGUGAGGGCAGUUUUGGUGUUGAUGUGGUGUUACUUUGUGUUACUAUGAAUGCCAGCUGGUAUUGCUUUUUAAGAUGUUGUUUAAAAAUACUGUUGUUCAGUCAGGGUGUCAAAUUUGACCUAGUAUUGAAUUUUCAGUGUAACAUUUCUAGUGUUGAUUUAGGUGUUAAAUUAACUUUGUAAGUGUGAAAUUAACACUCAUUGUUGUAAAAGAACGCCAGUGUUGUUGUUAAUAACCAGUGUUAAACCAAAACCAUGGCCAUCAUUAUCAUAUUUCCCAGCAUGCGCUAUUGCAGGUUGAUUUUUAGAAUUGUUUGUUUCAAUAUCUAUGCUUUUGCAUGUACAUUGAUUGAUUAAUUGAUUCAUCUUAUGCUACUCAAUUAUAAAUAACAUACAUUUUAAUAAACUAAUCCAAUGUUACUUGGACUUAUUGCACCCGUUACUGAAAUGGUUGUUUCCAGUUUAGAUGCUUAUAUUAGUCUCAUAUCUUAGUCUUCCCGGCAGUCAUUCUGAAUGUUGGAUAUCCCCACUCUGGCUGGAUUUCAAUAGGAAUUACACAUCACUUUGCAAGCCAGAAUAAUGUGACUUGCAGGCUUGAUGUGACCUGUAAACCAUGAGUUUCAGGCCACUGUAUUAGGGUAAAACUAGACCCUCAAAAUAAGGCCUUAUAAAUUAUGUGUUGUAUUGUGUUAAGGAAUACAAUUUAAUGAUAACAUAUUCGCUUAGGAUCACACUUGGUGAAGGCCACUGGACUGAAAAUUGAUGAAUGAAACAACCAUGUCCCUGUCACUAACAAAAACAGUCAUGGGUGGUAACUCUACAAUUCACUCGAAAGGCAAGGCACUCUGGGAAAUAUGCAAAUAAGGCUUUACACUAAACAGUUUGCUAAUUUAACACUGAAAAGUGUGGACCCGUAUAGAUAAUGAACCAGUGUUAAUGAACUCUGCUGAUUUAACACUGGAUAAUUUGCUGUAAAGGUAUCAGUGAACACCAUAAGUGUACCUCAUGAGUGUAGCUAGACAUGUGUUGCAAUUAUGCAAUUCUACACAUUUUGCCAUGGGGCAAAGAUACAAAUGUUCAGUUUUAUUGCUAAUAUCAUGCUAUUCUGCACAUUUUGCCAUGAGACUAAAAUAUAGGUGUGUUGACUUGUUUGCUAAAUGAACUAAUGAAGUAGGCAGUGGCAUGGUGCAUAUAGCCAUAGAAGCACAGUGACAUAUGCCUCAAUGCAGUCAUAUUCAUGGCUUAUUGGGGGUCUUGCUUUCAGUUAGUUCUUUUUUGCCACCCAUCACAUGAGAGGGAAUGUCAUUCCAGUUAAUCUGAAUGUCAUUCCAGUCCACUGCUUGCUAUGAAUUCUAUCUGAUGGUGUUUGCAUGUUUAGGUAAAAAGACAAAUAAUGUCUUAUUUGAAAAGGUGGGUGGAGUACUGAAAAUCUGUAUGUAAGUAAAUUUACAUACAGUAUUGUUACCUAGAUUGUAAUUUACUCAAGUAAAAGUAGAAGUAGCCCUCUGAAUAAACUACUCAAGUAAGAGAAAAUGUAUCCGGUCAGAAAACUACUUACACUAUAUGACUACAAGUAUGUGGACACCUGCUUGUCAAACAUCUCAUUCCAAAAUCAUGGACAUUAAUUUGGAGUUGGUCCCCCCUUUGCCGCUAUAACAGCCUCCACUCUUCUGGGAAGGCUUUCCACUAGAUGUUGGGACAUUGCUGUGGGAACAUGCUUCCAUUCAGCCACAAGAGCAUAAGUGAGGUCGGGCACUUAUGUUGGCCAAUUAGGCCUGGCUCGCAGUUGGCGUUCCAAUUCAUCCCAAAGGUGUUUGAUGGGGUUGAGGUCAGGGCUAUGUGCAGGACAGUCAAGUUCUUCCACACUGAUCUCGACAAACCAUUUCUGUAUGGACCUCACUUUGUGCACGGGGGCAUUGUCAUGCUGAAACAAAGUUGGAAGCACAGAAUCAUCUAGAAUGUCAUUGUAUGCUGUAGCGUUAAAAUUUCCCUUCACUGGAACUAAGUGGCCUAGCCUGAACCAUGAAAAACAGCCCCACACCAUAUUCCUCCUCCACCAAACUUUGCAGUUGGCACUAUGCAUUCGGGCAGGUAGCGUUCUCCUGGCAAACCCAGCGUGAUUCAUCACUCCAGAGAAUGCGUUUCCACUGCUCCAGAGUCCAAUGGCGGCGAGCUUUACACCACUCCAGCCAAUGCUUGGCAUUGCGCAUGUUGAUCUUAGGCUUGUGUGUGGCUGCUCGGCCAUGGAAACCCAUUUCAUGAAGCUCCCGACGAACAGUUCUUAAUAAUAUGUCAUUUAGCAGACGCUUUUAUCCAGAGCGACUUACAAAUUGGUGCAUUCACCUUAUAGCCAGUGGGAUAACCACUUUACAAUAUGUUUUUCUUUUUUUGGGGGGUGGGGUAAGGGGGGGGGGGGGGGUAGAAGGAUUACUUUAUCCUAUCCCAGGUAUUCCUUAAAGAGGUGGGGUUCCAAGUGUCUCCGGAAGGUGCUGAGUGACUCCGCUGUCCUGGCGUCGUGAGGGAGGUUGUUCCACCAUUGGGGUGCCAGAACAGCGAACAGUUUUGACUGGGCUGAGCGGGAACUGUGCUUCCGCAGAGGUAGGGGGGCCAGCAGGCCAGAGGUGGAUGAACGCAAUGCCCUCGUUUGGGUGUAGGGACUGAUCAGAGCCUGAAGGUACGGAGGUGCCGUUCCCCUCACAGCGCCGUAGGCAAGCACCAUGGUCUUGUAGCAGAUGCGAGCUUCAACUGGAAGCCAGUGGAGUGUGCGGAGGAGCGGGGUGACGUGAGAGAACUUGGGAAGGUUGAACACCAGACGGGCUGCGGCAUUCUGGAUGAGUUGUAGGGGUUUAAUGGCACAGGCAGGGAGCCCAGCCAACAGCGAGUUGAAGUAAUCCUGACGGGAGAUGACAAGUGCCUGGAUUAGGACCUCUGCCGCUUCCUGUGUAAGGCAGGGUCGUACUCUCCGAAUGUUGUAGAGCAUGAACCUACAGGAUCGGGUCACCGCCUUGAUGUUAGUGGAGAACGACAGGGUGUUGUCCAGGGUCACGCCAAGGCUCUUUGCACUCUGGAAGGAGGACACAACAGAGUUGUCAACCGUGAUGGCGAGAUCAUGGAACGGGCAGUCCUUCCCCGGGAGGAAGAGCAGCUCCGUCUUGCCGAGGUUCAGCUUGAGGUGGUGAUCUGUCAUCCACACUGAUAUGUCUACCAGACAUGCAGAGAUGCGAUUCGCCACCUGGUUAUCAGAAGGGGGAAAGGAGAAGAUUAGUUGUGUGUCGUCUGCGUAGCAAUGAUAGGAGAGGCCAUGUGAGGAUAUGACAGAGCCAAGUGACUUGGUGUAUAGCGAGAAUAGGAGAGGGCCUAGAAUUGAGCCCUGGGGGACACCAGUGGUGAGAGCACGUGGUGCGGAGACAGAUUCUCGCCACGCCACUUGUUAGGAGCGACCUGUCAUGUAGGACGCAAUCCAGGAGUGAGCCGCGCCGGAGAUGCCCAACUCGGAGAGGGUGGAGAGGAGGAUCUGAUGGUUCACAGUAUCAAAGGCAGCAGACAGGUCUAGAAGGACAAGAGCAGAGGAGAGAGAGUUAGCUUUAGCAGUGCGGAGAGCCUCCGUGACACAGAGAAGAGCAGUCUCAGUUGAAUGACCAGUCUUGAAACCUGACUGGUUUGGAUCAAGAAGGUCAUUCUGAGAGAGAUAGCAAGAGAGUUGGCUAAAGACGGCACGCUCAAGAGUUUUGGAGAGAAAAGAAUGAAGGGAUACUGGUCUGUAGUUGUUGACAUCGGAGGGAUCGAGUGUAGGUUUUUUGAGAAGGGGUGCAACUCUCGCUCUCUUGAAGACGGAAGGGACAUAGCCAGCGGUCAAGGAUGAGUUGAUGAGCGAGGUGAGGUAAGGGAGAAGGUCUCUGGAAAUGGUCUGGAGAAGAGAGGAGGGGAUAGGGUCAAGCGCGCAGGUUGUUGGGCGGCCGGCCAUCACAAGUCGCAAGAUUUCAUCUGGAGAGAGAGGGGAGAAAGAAGUCAAAGCAUAGGGUAGGGCAGUGUGAGCAGGACCAGCAGUGUCAUUUGACUUAACAAACGAGGAUCGGAUGUCGUCAACCUUCUUUUCAAAAUGGUUGACGAAGUCAUCCACAGAGAGGGAGGAGGGGGGGAGGGGGAGGAGGAUUCAGCAGGGAGGAGAAGGUGGCAAAGAGCUUCCUAGGGUAAGAGGCAGAUGCUUGGAAUUUAGAGUGGUAGAAAGUGGCUUUAGCAGCAGAAACAGAGGAAGAAAAUGUAGAGAGGAGGGAGUGAAAAGAUGCCAGGUCCGCAGGGAGUCUAGUUUUCCUCCAUUUCCGCUCGGCUGCCCGGAGCCCUGUUCUGUGAGCUCGCAAUGAGUCGUCAAGCCACGGAGCAGGAGGGGAGGACCGAGCCGGCCGGGAGGAUAGGGGACAUAGAGAGUCAAAGGAUGCAGAAAGGGAGGAGAGGAGGGUUGAGGAGGCAGAAUCAGGAGAUUGGAGGGAGAAGGAUUGAGCAGAGGGAAGAGAUGAUAGGAUGGAAGAGGAGAGAGUAGCGGGAGAGAGAGAAGGUUGCGACAGCGCAUUACCAUCUGAGUAGAGGCAGAGUGAGUAGUGUUGGAGGAGAGCGAGAGAGAAAAGGAUACAAAGUAGUGGUCGGAGACAUGGAGGGGAGUUGCAGUGAGAUUAGUAGAAGAACAGCAUCUAGUAAAGAUGAGGUCAAGCGUAUUGCCUGCCUUGUGAGUAGGGGGGGGACGGUGAGAGGGUGAGGUCAAAAGUGGAGAGGAGUGGAAAGAAGGAGGCAGAGAGAAAUGAGUCAAAGGUAGACGUAGGGAGGUUAAAGUCACCCAGAACUGUGAGGGGUGAACCAUCCUCAGGAAAGGAACUUAUCAAGGCGUCAAGCUCAUUGAUAAACUCUCCAAGGGAACCUGGAGGGCGAUAAAUGAUAAGGAUGUUAAGCUUGAAUGGGCUAGUGACUGUGACAGCAUGGAAUUCAAAUGAGGAAAUAGACAGAUGGGUCAGCGGAAAAAGAGAGAAUGUCAACUUGGGAGAGAUGAGGAUUCCUGUGCCACCACCCCGCUGACCAGAUGCUCUCGGGGUAUGCGAGAACACAUGAGGUCAUGUGUGCAUACAGUUCUUGCACUUACAGUUCUUGUGCAGACGUUGCUUCCUGAGGCAGUUUGGAACUCGGUAGUAAGUGUUGCAACCGAGGACAGACAAUUUUUACACGCUUCAGCACUCGCAGUCCCGUUCUGUGAGCUUGUGUGGCCUACCACUUCGCGGCUGAGCCGUUGUUGCUCCUAGACAUUUCCAUUUCACAAUAACAGCACUUACAGUUGACCGGGGCAGCUCUAGCAGGGCAUAAAUUUCACAAACUGACUUGCUGGAAAGGUGGCAUCCUAUGACGGUGCCACAUUGAAAGUCACUGAGCUCUUCAGUAAGGCCUUUCUACUGACAAUGUUUAGUAUGGAGAUUGCAUGGCUGUGUGCUCGAUUUUAUACACCUGUCAGCAGCGGGUGUGGCUGAAAUAGCCGAAUCCACUAAUUUGAAGGCAUGUCCACAUACUUUUGUGUAUAUAUAGUGUAAGUACUAGUUACAAAUUUAGUUUGGAUAUUUUUUACACCUGGUAAACUGUGACAGCAAACAAAAAGAACAACAACUUAGUGCAAUUGAUUUCACAUUAAACUAUUAUUUAAGCCAGCAACAUCUUGUGGACCCCAGGAAGAGUAGCGGCUGCAUUAGCAGCAGCUAAUGGGGAUCCUUAUAAAAAUGCUAAAUUGCAGAUGUCCUCCAGCACAGGUAGUCUCCAAUGAAGACUAACAUAAAACAAAGUCCAUAGGCUGUACAGUUUCAAUGAUGGUGCUUUUCAAAGAUUACUUAAUAUUUACUGAAUCAAUGUGUUCAAUUUCAUAGAAAGGUAAAUGGUACUCGAGAGUUUGGAAUAAUUUCAACAUUUCAAUAUCAUUAAUGAACAUUUAUUUCACAAUAUAAUUUCAAGUACAUGUGAUGGUGAAUGCGUACUAAAAAGAUUUACACCAAGUGUGAUGUUACAUUUUCUACUCAGAAUGAAGGAUCAAGGAGGAUCAGGUAGGUGUUACAACAGUCAAACAACAUCGAAAUGUCACUAUCAAUCAUGUUGCUAGUAUGCAAAUCAGACACAUUUCAGCAUGGAAUUAAACAUCAAGGUAGGUAUUCAGGUAAGAAUCAUGUAAGUAAUAAAUAAUCAAAUAGUGCAAAUAUCAAUUGCCAUAGUCAACUCAAUCAUCUUUUUCCUGCUAAGGUAGGAUUUCCCCUCCAUUCUCCUUCUCUUCCGAACCGCUCCUUUACACUUUGAAGGGUCUUUUCUUUUCUUGGCUGGCCCAUUCACCUCCCCCUCGGUUGUGCCAUUACAAGCACAAAUUUACUUAAGUACAUGUAACGCAUUACUUGUAACGUGUUACUACCCACCUCUGCCUAUUUGGAACACUGACAAGAAGAGAGCAGAAAAAAAUAUUAUUAUAAUAUUAUUUUUUGCUCAAUUUGAUUGGGUGGGCCCGGGCCCGUACCUACGCGGCUGAUGUACCUUUAACACUGACCUAGUGUAAAAAUCGAAUUCUAAAGUGUUAAAUACAAGGGAUUAGUGAAACCCAUAACUGUGUACCUUUAACACUGAGUUAGUGUUCCAUAUUAAUGCCACUGGUGUUGGAAAGUAUCGGUGUUAAAAGGUAAACACUUUGAAAAGUGUAAAUUCAAUACUUUCUGGUAGUUCUCAUAUAAACACUUCAAAAGUGUUAGAUUUAACACCCACAGUGUUCAAUUUACAGAUCGAAUUUUGCUGUGUUCCUUUCUUUCUUCACUUUUUGUCUUUUAGGCAUGUAUUUGGAUAUUCACUCAUGAAGGUCAUUAACUCUUAAAGUAGUCCAGUAGUUGCUAUAUUUGGAAAUGAUCUUGAUCAGUGAUCGUAACCAGUAGCAAUACUCUGGACUAUCUAGAUGUAGCUAUAAUUUGUAGUCUGUACAAAAUUAUGAUGCUUUUGUUCAACAGAUGUAAGCGACUUAAUGAGACAGCAAUAGUUCUUAAAAGGAGCCAAUUAAAUAUGCUUAAUAUCAUUCAAUUCAUUCGUUUCCCAUCACAUAGUCUAGAUUUCAGCCAUCGAUGAAAGAUUUGACCAAAUAAGUGCUGUUACUAUUUCUCUCAGCUGAUUAAUCAAGCUAGCUCAGGCUACAGCUCAUCAGCAGGUUAUCCAUCCUAAAAGAAGCAUGGAUAUUGGGCCAACCCAACCCAGGAUUAUUUGUAUAGGAUUAAUGGGCAGUGUGUGUGCAAGGCAGUCUUACCCAUAUCACAGUAUCCAUUUUAAUUAUCUCUAACCCAUUUAUUUAUCCAGUGGAGGAAGUCUGUCUGCCUUCCAUGAGAGGAGAAAAAGGAUUCAACCAUAUAGAUGUAGACCUUUUAUGAGCACCUGGCACCAGCCAGCUCACCAGCUCUGACACUUAGGCAUUACGGCUGCAAUUUUGGGAGAGCUGCUUGGUACAGGGCUCGGACCAGGAAACGUAUAAGUCAUCUGUGGAUGUUUCGCAUCUGGAGAUUCAGAUGAGGAGCGAGCCCUACUGGCCUUAAUCAACUCAUAUACAAAAACGUUAAUAGUCAAGGGAGUUAAUAGUGUGGUUUUGCUUGCUGUGUACAUUUAGACUCGGCAGGGGACGUAUCGUCUGUGGAGGCUCAGCUGAGGCUGAAGAGAGCCCGCCUGGCAGACGACCUCAAUGACAAACUGGCCCUGAGACCUGGCCCCAUGGAGCUGGUGCACAAGAAUAUAAUUCCCCUAGACUCUGCUGCCUUCAGACAGGCAGCCGCCAUGACAGGUAUCACUGAGGGAUCGGAUGCCCUUUGCACGUAACACCUAUCUGCCUGUAUCUUGACGUGUGUGACUCACAAGCACCGGUGUGUGAUUUUUGACACAUAAACGUGUGAGUUUGGUUUUAAAUUUGUUUUUGAGUUUGAAAAGGGUGUGUUUUAACUCUUUAGUGACCUGGAGAUGAGGCUAUACAGCUGCGGUGAAAAACUAACCGAUGGACACAGACUAAAAGUAGUCAACCUUUUAAAGGCCAAGUGCAGUCAAAACCGUGAUUUCCUGUGUGUGAGUGUACAAAACAUUAAGGACACCUUCGUAAUAUUGAGUUGAACCCCCACCCCUUUAGCCCUCAGAACAGCCUCAAUUCGUCGGGGCAUGGACUCUACAAGGUGUCAAAAGCGUUCCACAGGGGUGCUGGCCCAUGUUGACGCCAAUGCUUCCCACAGUUGUGUCAAGUUGGCUGGAUGUCCUUUGGGUGGUGGACCAUUCUUGACACACACGGGAAACUGUUGACUGUGAAAAACUCAGCACUGUUGCAGUCCUUGACACAAACUGGUGCUCCUGGCACCUACUACCAUACCCUGUUCAAAGGCACUUACAUAUUUUGUCUUGCCCAUUCAUCCUCUGAAUGGAACACAUACACAAUCCAUGUCUUAAUUGUCUCAAGGCUUAAAAUCUCCUCCCCUUCAUCUACACUGAUUGAAGUGGAUUUAACAAGUGACAUCAAUAAGGGAUCAUAGCUUUCACCUGGUGUACCUGGUCAGUCUGUCAUGGAAAGAGCAGGUGUCCUUAAUGUUUUGUACACUCAGUAUAUAUUUCACAACAUGAGGUUGGAAUAAUACUGUGAAAUUGUGAAAUUUAUGAUAAUGCCGUUUUAGUGUAAGAGCUUUUGAAAAGACUGCCUGAAAUGUCAGCCUGUUUUGGUGGGAGGGAGUUUUGGCCUGCCUGGCGUCAUCACCAGGCAGUAUAAGUUAAUGGUAACACUUUACUUGAUGCCCAGAGUCAUAACACCUUAUGGCAUGGUCAUAACCUGUCAUAAUAUGGUCAUAACACUGUCAUGACACAUAUUUAGACCUGUUGUGACAUACAGUAUAUUGCAUUGGGGCGGCAGGUAGCUUAGUGGUUAAGAGCGUUGUGCCAGUAACCGAAAGGUUGCUGGUUCUAAUCCCCGAGCUGACUAGGUGAAAAAUCUGUCGAUGUGCCCUUGAGCAAGGCACUUAACCCUAAUUGCUCCUGUAAGUCGCUCUGGAUAAGAGCGUCUGCUAAAUGACUAAAAAAAAAUAAAAAAUAUAAAAAAUAAACAUGAUUUUAUGUCUGGUUAUGACACCUACAUAAGAGUGUGAAUACCCACGGAACCUACCACACAAGGCAGAACAUUCAAUUACACCAUAGCCUACUUGUCAACAGUAUGUUUAUUUUAUAUAACAUUUUCUGAAAUUGAACAUAUUAAAUUAUCAUUGUAAUUGUGCACACAUUGAUGUCAUACCUACACCUACCCAAAUGCUCUGUUGCUGAUGACUGGGAUGAAUGCUGGAAGAGAUUUCAGGAGCAAGACAAAACACCCUCUUUGUGACUGAUGACUGACAUAAGGGCAUGUACGUGAUAGGCCUAUCUGGCUUAUAUGAUUAUGAUGGUCAUAAUGCUUCUUGACAGCGUCAUAAAGUUUAUUUUCUUAGUCCAAGUAAAGUGACACAGGAUGAUCCUAAUGCUUCUUGACAGUGUCAUAAAGUGCAUUUUCUUAGUCCAAGUAAAGUGACACAGGAUGGUCAUAAUGUAUUUUCUACUAGUGAUUUAAAAAAAAAACAUGAUUGUAAAGAUUCAUUACAACAACAACAAAGGAAUUAAGAAACAAACUUUCAAACGAAAGGACAUUUCUUGGCAGGGAAAAAACACAUUUGAUAAAUGUGGGGUUUGACACUCUUAUGUAGGUGUCAUAACCAGCCAUAAAAUAACAGAAUAUAUGUCACAACAGGUGUAAAUAUAUGGGUCAUGACAGUGUUAUGACCAUAUUAUGACAGGUUAUGACAAGUUAUGUCAGUUGUUAUGACAUGGUUAGGACCGUGUCAUAAUGUGUUAUGACGCUGGGUGUCAAGUAAAGUGUUAGCAAGUUAAUACAGGGGUGCUGAAAGAUUAUUACUUUUUUUACAUAUAUAUACAGUACCAGUCAAAUGUUUGGACACACCUACUCAUUCAAGGGUUUUUCUUUCUUUUUAAAAUGUUUACAUUGUAGAAAAAUAGUGAAGACAUCAAAACAAUGAAAUAACACAUAUGGAAUUAUGUAGUAACCAUAAAUGUGUUAAACUAAUCAAAAUAUAUUUUAUAUUUGAGAUUCUUCAAAUAGCCACCCUUUGCCUUGAUGACAGCUUUGCACACUCUUGGCAUUCUCUCAACCAGCUUCACCUGGAAUGCUUUUCCAACAGUCUUGAAGGAGUUCCCACAUAUGCUGAGCACUUGUUGGCUGCUUUUCCUUCACUCUGCCGUCCGACUCAUCCCAAACCAUCUCAAUUGGGUUGAGGUCGUGGGAUUGUGGAGGCCAGGUCACCUGAUGCAGCACUCCAUCACUCUUCUUCUUGGUAAAAUAGAAUGAGUAGGUGUGUCCAAACUUUGACUGGUAGUGUAUAUAUAUUUUUUUAAUGAAUAUUAAUAGCAACAACAGAUUAAACACAUUUUGGACAAGCGAUCCCUGGAAUAAGUUUAUAGGGUGUAAUACAAUACAAUACAAUGUAAUAUUAUUCAUCUACAAUGUAUGUUCUUAACGCUGGGUAACAUGGUCCUGGGAGGCUCACAGGGAUAUUAGUAUCCACUCCACCACAAUACUUUUUCUAUUCCCCCCAUUUUUUAAAACAUACAUUCAUUACAUUUACAUCAUUUAUCAGAUGCUCUUAUCAAGAGCGACUUACAGUUGUGAGUGUAUAAUUUUUUUGGAACGUUUUCGUACUGGUCUCCCGUGGGAAUCAAACCCAAGCUUUAAAGCUUUAAAACUGCAAUGUGUUCUCUCUGCCUUAUGGCACAUUUGUGAGGUUAAGCUUUACCUCUUAAGGCACCAAGCUGUUUUUUACAUGCAUUUUUAUUUCCUUUGCUAUUGGGCUAGAACUAAUUAAAUAAAAACUAAGUUCAAUUUUGUGUGUCUCUUUUGAGAAAUGAUUCAUAGUGAUUCAUGUCAUUGAUUGGCUACAUUUCACACAACUAAUAAUAUGAGUAUUAUUUAGUAUAAUUGUUUUAUUUCAUUGGGACAUGUAGAGUUUUUAGCUGCAUCAGAGCUAGCUUUUUCCCAUUUUAACGUGUGUGCUGUUUACAAGCAUAUUAGCUGUUUCGAGGAGCCUCAGUCCAUAAGUACACUUACGUGUACUUCAUGUUUAGCGACCUACAAAGUUGCUAGUUUUACACUUUUUUUUUCAAAUUUGCAUGUCAUGACAAAUAUACAAGGCUUUUAUAAAUAUCUAAAUCAGAAUAAGCCAUGAAAUAUGACAGAACUUCUACACAAUUGUGGACAUAAGAGCUAAAAAGUGCUGUCCACGUAUGUGACCACUAAGCCCUAGGAGGUUAAAGCUACAGCAAAAUCCCUCUGCCCCUUGACAAAAUGUGUAGAAUUGUAGGAAAUUACCUUGAACUGCACAAUUUUCUCUUCGAUGCCAAGAGGCGGGCUUUUAAAAUGAUUCUUCCCAGGGCCCGAGACUUGGUUCGUUCGGCCAUGCACUGCCAAAGUCAUAGUAAAACUCUUUGUAUAUAUAUUUUUUUUUUUUCUCACACAGGUUUUGUUCUGAUUAUGAGGGGAUCCCUGAUGAAUUUGCUAUCACAAAAGGGGUCCCCAGCCCCAAAACGUUUGAGAACCCCUAAGUUAAUAGACAAUAACAAAUUGAGUUUCAAACCUCUGCCAAUAACAGCUAGUUUUCAGGUUACAUAUCCCUCCCAUUAGGCUGGUCCAAUCAGGCCCCUCAGGUUACAUAUUCCACCCAUUAGGCUGGUCCAAUUAGGCCCCUCACAGACCACUCCCAGACAGUCCUAGCAAAAUGCUUGCUGGAGAAAUGUUUGUUUCUUUUUGACAAUUUUUGAUUAAAAAAAUAUUAUUUAUAUAUAUAUAUAUAUAUAUAUAUAUAUAUAUAUAUAUAUAUAUAUAAAAAAUUUUUAUCAAAAAAUUGUCAAAAAGAAACAAACAUCUCACUUCUCUCUCUCACUUCUCUCUCUAUAUAUAGCAGUAAAGUACUUAAUUGUUACCCAGAAAUGAUUUGAUAUUGAUACACUGAACAAAAAUAUAAAUGCAACAUGCAACAAUUUCAAAGGUUUUACUGAGUUACAGUUCAUAUAAGGAAAUCAGUCAAUUGAAAUAAAUAAAUUAGGGCCUAAUCUAUGGAUUUCACUUGACUGGGAAUUCAGCUAUGCAUCUGUUGGUCACAGAUACCUUAGGAAAAAAAAGGUAGGGGCGUGGAUCAGAAAACCAGUCAGUAUCUGGUGUGACCACCAUUUGCCUCAUGCAGCGCAACACUUCUUCUUCACAUAGAGUUUAUCAGACUGUUGAUUGUGGCCUGUGGAAUGUUGUCCCACUCCUCUUCAAUGGCUGUGCGAAGUUGCUGGAUAUUGGCGGGAACUGGAACACGCUGUCGUACAGGUCGAUCCAGAGCAUCCCAAACAUGCUCAAUGGGUGACAUGUCUGGUGAGUAUGCAGGCCAUGGAAGAACUAGGACAUUUUCAGCUUCCAGCUUAGAUCGUGUACAAUCAUGUACAGAUCCUUGCGAUAUGGGGCUGUGCAUUAUCAUGCUGAAACAUGAGGUGAUGGAGGCGGAUGAAUGGCACGACAAUGGUCCUCAGGAUCUCGUCACGGUAUCUCUGUGCAUUCAACUUGCAAUUGAUAAAAUGCAAUUGUGUUUGUUGUCCGUAGCUUAUGCCUGCCCAUACCAUAACCCCACAGCCACAAUGGGGCACUCAGUUCACAACGUUGACAUCAGCAAACCACUCGCUCACACGACGCCAUUCACACCGUCUGCUCUCUGCCAGGUACAGUUGAAACCGGUAUUCAUCCUUGAAGAGCACACUUCUCCAGCGUGCCAGUGGCCAUCGAAGGUCAGCAUUUGCCCACUGAAGUCGGUUACGACGCCGAACUGCAGUCAAAUCAAGUCCGUGGUGAGGACGACGAUCACGCAGUUGAGCUUCCCUGAGAUGGUUUCUGACAGUUUGUGCAGAAAUUCUUCGGUUGUGCAAACCCACAGUUUCAUCAGCAGUUAUCUGGGUGGCUGGUGAAGAAGCCGGAUGUGGAGGUCCUGGGCUGGCAUGGUUACAUGUGGUCUGUGGCUGUGAGGCCGGUUGGACGUACUGCCAAAUUCUCUAAUACAACGUUGGAGGCGGUUUAUGGAAGAUAAAUAAAUGAACAUUACAUUCUCUGGCCACAGCUCUGGUGGACAUUCCUGAAGUCAGCAUGCCGAUUGCACGCUCCCUCAAAACUUGAGACAUCUGUGGCAUUGUGUUGUUUGACAAAACUGCACAUUUUAGAGUGGCCUUUAUUGUCCCCAGCACAAGGUGCACCUGUGUAAUGUCAUGUUGUUUAAUCAGCUUCUUGAUAUUCCACACCUGUCAGGUGGAUGGGUUAUCUUGGCAAAGGAGAAAUGCUCUCUAAAAUGUGGGAUAUAAACACAUUUGUGCACAGCAUUUGAGAGAAAUAAGCAUUUUGUGCAUAUGGAAAAUUGCUGGGGUCUUUUAUUUCAGCUUAUGAAAAAUGGGACCAACACCUUACAUGUUGCAUUUAUAUUUUUCUUCAGUAUAUAAAAGUGGCUGCAUUGGGCCUUUUAAGUUUAGUGUGAACCCCAAGCAACCGACAGCAUGUAUUGAAUUGCAUGCAGUUCAGCUUUCCAUAGAGUUGGUGGUAUAUUUUGCAACAUCAUAGUUUCCCUAUUGAAAAUAUGUGGCAACCAUAGCACACUAUAAAAGCGUACUAUUUUCUAUACUAGCUGGAAAACCCAUUUUGGAAACAAAUAAGGAUCCCUUAACCCAAAGUAUGUUAGUCCUCCCCUCUAUAUCAUGACUGGCUCGCUGUCCAGCCAGGGUUUUUGUAUAUGCUGGUUUUAUGUUUUCCUCCUCGGGCUCUUCAGUAAACAUAUUGCGUAAGGUCAACACGAGGCUGGAGCGGCGAGGUUUACUCUACCUCCCUACGAACAGGGAGGAUGCUUAUUGAGACAAACAGCAGCUGUAUUUGGGUCCACCUUUCUCUGAAGAGGAGUGUGUGUGUGUGUGUGUGUGUGUGUCCCUCCCCCGCUUCUGUGUUUUAACUCUGUCUGAUUUAUAUGGCUCCAGUGAGUCACCUACGAAGGUCUCUGAUUGGACAAGGCUGUUGUUCAGCUGUCUGCCACCUCCCCUUCACCCCCCUCACACACACAAACCUUAUAUAUCACGGAUGCGAUUACCUCUUCCAUUUCUUUAUCAUCUUUGAAAAUAUUAGAUCUCUGACAUUUCAAAACAUCCAGUUUCAGUUGAAGUCCUUGCUGACAGAGAAAUGUUAUGUGGAGGAACUCAGGAUGUGAUUAGUUGGAGAGAGAGGGAGAGAGAGAGAGAGAGAGAGAGAGAGAGAGAAGAGAGAGAGAGAGAGAAGAUAGAUGAGAUUGGAGAGAGAGAGAGAGAGGAGAUAGAGAAGGAUAGAGAGAGAGAGGAGAGAGAGAGAGAGAGAGAGAGCGAGAGAGAGAGAGAUAACACCCAGGGCUGUGUGUGCAGGCCCAGAGGGCUGAUGGUGUGAUUGAAACCAGGGUCUGCUCUUGGAAGGUCACAUGUUCUCAUUCUAAAAGAGAGUCACCGGCACGCGCACACACAUUACCACUCCUCCCCUCUCCUGGCUCUGUCCCUUUGUUAACCUCAGGCUCUGCUCCUCCAGAUAGCACAGCCUCUAACAGCUAAACCAAUCAAGGCUCUGUCCACUAUCACUUCAGCCAAUCAGGGCUGUGUUCACUGUAAAGUGGCCAUGUCAAUCUCUGCCCACUGUUGAGUAGCACCUCAGGGCUAAGUGUUGGACUAGGUGACAGUGACAGAAGAGCAGUGUGUGAAUACUGAUGUUAUACAAUGGAACAGAUAUGGACUGCGUUGUACAGAGCACCGUGCAGUGGUGUCACACGUAGGCAGUACUCAGACAGCCACAUACUGUACACACACAUUCAUACAGAGACACACAUUAAUACAGAGACAAACAUUCACAUCUCUCUCACUAAUACACCACCCUGCAAAAGUCCAAGGAAUGUUAUGUUUGAACCUCUGGAAAUAUUUAAAGAUUCUAAACCCUCUUUGUCAGUAUCUUGUGGUGUGUCAGGUUUCAGUCCUCUGUCUCUCUGUGUGUGAUUAAACUGCCUCCUGUGUGGUUCUCUGUAGUGAACCACAUCAAGUUCUCAUCCCCUCCCUCUCUCCAUCCCUGUCGCUCCCUCCUCUCUCUCUCCCUCCUCUCUUUUUCUCCCUCUCUCUCUCUCUCUCUCUCUCUCUCUCUCUCUCUCUCUCUCUCUCUCUCUCUCUCUCUCUCUCUCUCUCUCUCUCUCUCUCUCUGUCUCCAGUGAACCAUGGGAAGUUUCCUAAGCAGGAGGACUCGUAUGCGUUCGAGGAGGACAGCAGCAGUGACAGUCUGUCUCCAGAGCAACACCACAGUGACGAGUCCCAGGGGUCCGCAUGCCCCUCCUCUGAGGCCAUGGGCAGCACCCCCUCCUCCUCCUCAUCACCAGCCCUCACUAGCCCUAUACAGGUAAUACUCCUCCUCCUCCUUCUUACCUCUCUCCUUACCAGCCCCAAAUAGGCCCAUCAUCCUCUCAUUUCCCCUCCAUCACCUACUCCCUCUUCUUCCUGCCCAUCUCCUCAUUGUCCUCCUCCCUCUUGAUAAUGUAUCAUAACAUAAAUUAUCCACACACUAUGAACAAUAGGUGCACCAAAGUCUCCCCUAUGCCUUCACAAACAUAUCCCAGUCAGUUAUGUGGUAUUGAGUCAUUUCAAGCAGGGAGCUAGGUUAAGUCCGCCAUCUUGUGAUGGCUGGGAGAACUACAGCGUCCUCCCCUGGGUUCUCUAGUGACCGUUGGAACGUGUGACUGCUCUUUGGCACGUGUCACAUUCCUCCAUGCCAGUCUGUCUCACACAGACACAGUAUGCUGAACGCUACUGCUUCCUGUGUUUUAUCAUCUCAGUGACUUCCUGCAUUCUGCACCACUCUCCCCUCACUGUGUGGACAGAAAUGAUGACAUCAUUCCAAACGGUCACUGGAAGCUUCUGCCAUAAACCGUUUUCUAUUUUAAGUGUUUACCAAAAGUCAGCUUGGAUUUAGUACCUAAUUCCUAUUUUCAAAUAUAAACUUUUUUUUAAAUAAAUCAAUUAAUUUAGGUUUUCUUUGAAUUCAUGUUGUUGUUUUAUGGUUAGCCAACCAGUGAAUGUAGUUGACAUUUCCUGCAUUCAUAUUUUUCUACUGACUCCCAGUCUGCCUUUGUGUUCCAGGGGUGUCAGAACAGGGACCCGUCUGAUCAGAGCAAGGAAGAUGGCUUGUCUGCGGCUAACAAUGGGCUGUCUGCAACCCCACCCAUACCUGUCCCUGCCAUAGUCAAGGUAGGAACAAACACUUUAGCCAAGAAGAUGCAUCCCAUAAGAGAACAUCAGCUUGUAUUGCAUAUAUUGUAUGUUCUCACUAUUUCUCCCAUUGAUUCUACAGUCCAAGACAUCGGACAAGAACCGCCACAAGAAGCCCAAAGACGUGAAGCCCAAGGUGAAGAAGCUGAAGUACCACCAGUACAUCCCUCCAGACCAGAAGGCUGAGAAGUCCCCCCCUCCCAUGGACUCAGCCUACGCCAGGCUCCUGCAGCAACAACAGCUCUUCCUACAGCUGCAGAUCCUCAGCCAGCAGAAACACGCACACACACACUCACACACCCAGCAUACACACUCCCAACACACACAGGCCCAUGCACAUCAACGGCAGCCUAGUUUCAGCUACCAGCCCUUGCACCAGCCAGUCCAAGCCCAGAAGUGAGUACCCCAUGUCUCCGAUCUGGCCUUCAAUGUACAAAAUGUUGAGAAAUGUUCCUUAAUAUUGUCUUUUGUGGUCUUUAUCUCACAAAAAUCGAAUGUUUUCCAAUCGUUAGACAAUGCAGUGAGCAGCUGACGGUGGGUAGCUCCAGUGUUACUACUAACACGAUCAACAGUAGCUCCUCGUCUCGAGUUAAGACCACAUACUCUGGUCAAACCAGCAUCUCACCAGUCAAACCUGGUCCUCUGCCAGCUAACCUGGAUGACCUGAAGGUAGGUACUCUCCGUCCGUAAAGUGAGGGAUAUAUUCCUUAGUACGGGCUGUAAACAGAACUCACAUACUGUAAGUAUAAGAUUUAAAAAAUGCAAGCAUCUAAUGGCUUUCCUCUACCCCUCUAUCCCUCGCUAUCUCUCUCUCUCUCUCCCUCCAUCUUACAGGUGUCAGAGCUCAGGCAGCAGCUUCGUAUCCGGGGCAUGCCCGUCUCAGGCACCAAGACGGCCCUCAUCGAGAGACUCCGCCCCUUUAAGGACCCCACCUCAAGCCCCUCCCAUUCUGGCUCCAAUGACGUCACCACGGUCACCUUCCCUGUCACCCCCACAGGGUCCCUGUCCUCCUACCAGUCCCCCUCCUCCUCCAGUGCCCUCUCCCAAGGGGGGUAUUACCCCUACCCCAGCACCUCCUCCACCCCACCCAUCUCCCCCGCUUCCUCAGACAUCUCCCGUAGUGGCUCGCUCCCAGACAGCUUCAGCGACGUGCCCAUGUCCUCCCCUCCACAGUUUGGCCUCCAGCCGUCCCCAGCCCAGCUCAGCGCUGAAGAAGGCCUGGGGGGAGGAGGUCUGAGUGGGACAGGACUACGGGGAGGGGAAAGUGGAGGGAUGGAGGGUCUGGAGGAAGAGAAGGAUAAGAUGUUGGUGGAGAAACAAAAAGUGAUCGAGGAGCUGACGUGGAAGCUGCACCAGGAACAGAGACAGGUGGGUAACCGCACUGUUCAAUUCAAUAAAAUGUUAUUGUCCUUAAAGGGCCAUUCAAGACUAAGCUUACGUACUGUUAACACCCUGUUUCGCAAUAGGUGGAGGAGCUCAAGAUGCAGCUGCACAAGAGGAAGCGUUGCCAUGGCGCCACACAUGAGGGCAUCCUGGAUCCAUCCCAGCCCCACCACCUGCACCUCCAGCAAUCCCCCUCGCUGAUGGGGCAGCACUUCUUUGGGGUGACUGUCAAACAGGAGCCCAUGUCCCUCUCCUCCAGCUGCCCCCUCUCCUCCCCCAAGCACCUGAAGAGUCCUCCAGGAAGCUGCAUGGAGGGGAUGGGCCACUGCGGUGCCUCCCUGCCCAAUAUGGGGGGCCCUGGUGGGCAACGAUGCCUGGACUCAGUCCCCUCCUCUGGAAGUCCCUCAGGCAUGUCUGCCUUCCUCAGCCCCCAGUGCUCUCCUCAAGACUCGCCCAUCGCCAAGACCUCCAGUAGCUCCCAGCCUUCCUCUCCCAACAACCCCUACCUGCUAUCACUGCCGCUGGGCAGAGACGGGUGUAGCCAUCCCCUCAACCAGGCCAGCACCAGGCCCCGAAACAUGCAGGUAGGCCUAAGGCAGAACGUUACAAGACAUAAUGGUCUACAGUGCCUUGCAAAAGUAUUCAUCCCCCUUGCCGUUUUUCCUAUUUUGUUGCAUUACAACCUGACAUUUAAAUUGAUUUUUAUUUGGAUUUCAUGUAAUGGACAUACACAAAAUAGUCAAAAUUGGUGAAGUGAAAUGAAAAUAAUAACUUGUUUCAAAAAAUUCCAAAAAAUAAAUUACGGAAAAGUGUUGCGUGCAUAUGUAUUCACCCCCUUUGCUAUGAAGCCCCUAAAUAAGAUCUGGUGCAACCAAUUACCUUCAGAAGUCACAUAAUUAGUUAAAUAAAGUCCACUUGUGUGCAAUCACAUGAUCUGUCACAUGAUCUCAGUAUAUAUACACCUGUUCUGAAAGGCCCCAGAGUCUGCAACACCACUAAACAAGGGGCACCACCAAGCAAGCGGCACCAUGAAGACCAAGGAGCUCUCCAAACAGGUCAGGGACAAAGUUGUGGAGAAGUACAGAUCAGGGUUGGUUUAUAAAAAAAUAUCAGAAACUUUGAACAUCCCACGGAGCACCAUUAAAUCCAUUAUAAAAAAAUGGAAAGAAUAUGGCACCACAACAAACCUGCCAAGAGAGGGCCGCCCACCAAAACUCACGGACCAGGCAAGGAGGGCAUUAAUCAGAGAGGCAACAAAGAGACAAAAGAUAACCCUGAAGGAGCUGCAAAGCUCCACAGGGAGAUUGGAGUAUCUGCCCAUAGGACCGCUUUAAGCCCUACACGGAAGAGUGGCCAGAAAAAAGCAAUUUCUUAAAUAAAAAAAUAAGCAAACACGUUUGGCAUGUGGGAAACUCCCCAAACAUAUGGAAGAAGGUAUUCUGGUCAGAUGAGACUAAAAUUGAGUUUUUGGGCCAUCAAGGAAAACGCUAUGUCUGGCGCAAACCCAACAUCUCUCAUCACCCUGAGAACACCAUCCCCACAGUGAAGCAUGGUGGUGGCAGCAUCAUGCUGUGAGGAUGUUUUUCAUCGACAGGGACUGGGAAACUGGUCAGAAUUGAAGGAAUGAUGGAUGGCACUAAAUACAGGGAAAUUCUUGAGGGAAACCUGUUUCAGUCUUCCAGAGAUUUCAGACUGGGAUGGAGGUUCACCUUCCAGCAGGACAAUGACCCUAAGCAUACUGCUAAAGCAACACUUGAGUGGUUUAAGGGGAAACAUUUAAAUGUCUUGGAAUGGCCUAGUAAAAGCCCAGACCUCAAUCCAAUUGAGAAUCUGUGGUAUGACUUAAAGAUUGCUGUACACCAGCGGAACCCAUCCAACUUGAAGGAGCUGGAGCAGUUUUGCCUUGAAGAAUGGGCAAAAAAUCCCAGUGGCUAGAUGUGCCAAGCUUAUAGAGACAUACCCCAAGAGACUUGCAGCUGUAAUUGCUGCAAAAGGUGGCUCUACAAAGUAUUGGGGAAAAAAAUUGUGGGGGGGGGGGGGGGGGGGGGUGAAUAGUUAUGCACGCUCAAGUUUUCUGUUUUUUUGUCUUAUUUCUUGUUUGUCUCACAAUAAAAAAAUAUUUUGCAUCUUUAAAGUGGUAGGCAUGUUGUGUAAAUCAGAUGAUGCAAACCCCCCAAAAAAUCCAUUUUAAUUCCAGGUUGUAAGGCAACAAAAUAGGAAAAAUGCCAAGGGGGGUGAAUACUUUCGCAAGCCACUGUACAUGUACUUUAUAUGUUGGGUCUAAAAUGUUCUUUAUAUUGUGUCUGUUGUGACUCUAUUCACACGAUUAUUGAUUGAUAGCUCGGUGGUCAUGAUAAUUAUGUAUUCCCUCCUAACAGAUUCAGCAGAAGAAUGGUGGACAGGCUGUGAACUGCGCCUAUCCCUCUGACCAGAGAGGCCUUCAGUCAGCGUUCCCCAACUCGGCCGACAACUGCCUGAACCACAGGGUCAACACUAAGGGCAAGAACCGAAACAUGCAGCAGAAGGCAAGAGCUAUUAUUCUGUCUAAACUGAAGCGGUUUAACAUAGUUAUGUGUCACAUGACUGGGUAUCCACCAUCACAUUCACUUAACCAUUUUUCUGCUUUCCAUUCAUUUGUUGCUUCUCUCUAAAACUUCCAUCAUGAGGUUCAUGGUACUAAUCUUCACAACUCCAUCCUUUGAGAAAAACUUAGCAGUUCUAAUUCAAGCAGAUCUCUCCAAUGAGCUAGCUAGCUCAUUUCACAAGAACUCUACAGGCCAAACUUUUUUUUAAAGCAUCUUGUUUUUAUCAGGAUGCAUAGAGGUUUUCUUACAUAUAAGUUACCACACUACACUAAAAUUCCAGCUCCAUUUUCAAAUCAGUAAUACAAUUUUUUUCGCCUAUUUUUUCAUAUAGAUGGCUAUAUUGCCCUCUCCCCGGCACGUUGGCCAAAAGUGCCCGGUCUCGUCCCCGGCCUUCUGUAGCUCAGAUUCAACUGCAUUCGACUCUAGACAGCCCCCUUGCUAUGAGGAUGCAGUCAAGCAGGUAAACUAAAUUAUACACCAAACUCUGCUCCUGAUCAUGGCCGGCCAACGCUUUUUGUUUCGUUGUUGUAACCUCUGUGGUGUCGCUUCGAUUCCCACUUUCCCUCUAUUUUCCUUCCUUCCUUCCUUCCUUCCUUCCUUCUCUCUCUCUCUCUCUCUCUCUCUCUCUCUCUCUCUCUCUCUCUCUCUCUCUCUCUCUCUCUCUCUCUCUCUCUCUCUCACCUGCUUUGCACCUCUUUGUUCAUCCAUCCAUUGCUUUAUCCAUCCCACACUUUGCACCCUUGACCAAGUUUGACUGGGUUUCUUCAGAGCUGACUGCUUUGUGGUUGUGUUAUGUAGAAUUGUGGUUGCCCCAAGUGCCUUGUAGAACAUUGUAUAAUAUUGGACAGCAAAUAUAUCAAUAUCAUAAUGUUAAAAUCAUGAAACAUUAUCAUUGAUAGUAUUAAAAAUCCCCAACAUGGUGCUGAAACUGGGGAUAUUUUUUUCAGAUGUUAUUUUUUGUUUUUUUUUGUAAAGUAUUGAUAAAGCAUGACUGUAUUGGAACAAGUCUGUUAAUCACAUUCUUAUAAUUUUUUUAGCAACUGACCAGGAGUCAGCAGAUGGAUGAGCUUUUGGAUGUGCUCAUUGAGAGUGGAGGUGAGUGAACUGACUCUGAAUCAGUCUCGAUGUGUGCGAUGUAUAUACAGUGGGGAGAACAAGUAUUUGAUACACUGCCGAUUUUGCAGGUUUUCCUACUUACAAAGCAUGUAGAGGUCUGUAAUUUUUUAUCAUAGGUACACUUCAAUUGUGAGAGACAGAUUCUAAAACAAAAAUCCAGAAAAUCUCAUUGUAUGAUUUUUAAGUAAUUAAUUUGCAUUUUAUUGCAUGACAUAAGUAUUUGAUCACCUACCAACAAGUAAGAAUUCCGGCUCUCACAGACCUGUUAGUUUUUCUUUAAGAAGCACUCCUGUUCUCCACUCAUUACCGGUAUUAACUGCACCUGUUUGAACUCGUUACCUGUAUAAAAGACACCUGUCCACACACUCAAUCAAACAGACUCCAACCUCUCCACAAUGGCCAAGACCAGAGAGCUGUGUAAGGACAUCAGGGAUAAAAUUGUAGACCUGCACAAGGCUGGGAUGGGCUACAGGACAAUAGGCAAGCAGCUUGGUGAGAAGGCAACAACUGUUGGCGCAAUUAUUAGAAAAUGGAAGAAGUUCAAGAUGACGGUCAAUCACCCUCGGUCUGGGGCUCCAUGCAAGAUCUCACCUCGUGGGUCAUCAAUGAUCAUGAGGAAGGUGAGGGAUCAGCCCAGAACUACACGGCAGGACCUGGUCAAUGACCUGAAGAGAGCUGGGACCACAGUCUCAAAGAAAACCAUUAGUAACACACUACGCCGUCAUGGAUUAAAAUCCUGCAGCGCACACAAGGUCCCCCUGCUCAAGCCAGCGCAUGUCCAGGCCCGUCUGAAGUUUGCCAAUGACCAUCUGGAUGAUCCAGAGGAGGAAUGGGAGAAGGUCAUGUGGUCUGAUGAGACAAAAAUAGAGCUUUUUGGUUUAAACUCCACUCGCCGUGUUUGGAGGAAGAAGAAGGAUGAGUACAACCCCAAGAACACCAUCCCAACCAUGAAGCAUGGAGGUGGAAACAUCAUUCUUUGGGGAUGCUUUUCUGCAAAGGGGACAGGACGACUGCACCGUAUUGAGGGGAGGAUGGAUGGGGCCAUGUAUCGCGAGAUCUUGGCCAACAACCUCCUUAUCUCAGUAAGAGCAUUGAAGAUGGGUCGUGGCUGGGUCUUCCAGCAUGACAACGACCCCAAAACACACAGCCAGGGCAACUAAGGAGUGGCUCCGUAAGAAGUAUCUCAAGGUCCAUAAGUGGGGGGGUUACAUCUACCCUUUUUCUUUCUACCUGUCCCUGUUCUGUAUGUCGUGUUUUGUAAUAUUUGUUUUGUGUCCAGAACUCUGGGUCUUGUUGUUCAUGUCUGUUCUCUUAUGUUUAGAUAAGAACUGUACACAUGUCUUUCAUACCUAUACACCAUUGUUGUGUGUGUUCAAUAAAAAAUAUUUGAACAGAAGUAUCUCAAGGUCCUGGAGUGGCCUAGCCAGUCUCCAGACCUGAACCCAAUAGAACAUCUUUGGAGGGAGCUGAAAGUCCGUAUUGCCCAGCGACAGCCCCGAAACCUGAAGGAUCUGGAGAAGGUCUGUAUGGAGAAGUGGGCCAAAAUCCCUGCUGCAGUGUGUGCAAACCUGGUCAAGACCUACAGGAAACGUAUGAUCUCUGUAAUUGCAAACAAAGGUUUCUGUACCAAAUAUUAAGUUCUGCUUUUCUGAUGUAUCAAAUACUUAUGUCAUGCAAUAAAAUGUAAAUGAAUUACUUAAAAAUCAUACAAUGUGAUUUUCUGGAUGUUUGUUAUAGAUUCCGUCUCUCACAUUUGAAGUGUACCUAUGAUAAAAAUUACAGACCUCUACAUGCUUUGUAAGUAGGAAAACCUGCAAAAUUGGCAGUGUAUCAAAUACUUGUUCUCCCCACUGUAAUGUAUUGUCUUAGAAAUUGGAAGGUGAUAUAGUUGUCAGUGCAUGUUGUUUCCAUGGUUAUGAAUGAGUAAUGGAUUUGUAACUGCAAGCAAUUUAGCUUCAAUCCCCUGCAUAAGGUACUAGUCAGUUUGCCUGCCUACAUACCAUCCAUCACCGCUUAGUUAAGUAACUCCAGAUUUCCCUCUUACAUGGGUAUUAAAUCACACUCUGUGCUGUGACUCCCCCUCCCCCCAUCCUCUUCUCUUCAAGAGAUGCCAGCUAACGCCAGAGAAGCGAGGGAGAGGUCCUCUGUAACCAAAGUUGUGCCUCACAUUACAGUGUCCCCCGGAACCACCGGCCUAGCUGUCCCAAAGUUCAACCAAAGACACUACGAACACCUGCCCCCCUCCCAGCUCAACUAUGACCACACAGCCAAUCACAUUGCAGACAGCCACCUGGAGACCCUGCUGGGAAGCCCUUUAGGCCGAGGGGGCGAGGUCGCCCUUCUCAAGAUGGCUGCCGAGGAAGCAGGGGAGGGGGAGGAGGGGGGUGAUGGACCAGAGACCUACCCCAGCCCCAAUCACCACCACCACCCUCACCAACACCCCCACCAGGAUAAACUGCUCCCCAACAGGGACCUGAUGGAAACGCCAACGCCUCUAUCUGCCAUCCACCCCAUCAACGCCAAAGUGUCGUCCGUGGCUGAGGCGCAGGGGAUGGUCGGCAUGACGUUCAGCGAGUCGCCGUGGGAGACGAUGGAAUGGCUGGACCUGACACCCCCGAGCUCGGCUACGGGGUUCAACUCCGUCCCGCCCGCCGGGCCAAGCAUCUUCAACACAGAGUUCCUGGAUGUUACAGACAUCAACCUGAAUACAGCCAUGGACCUUCAUCUAGAGCACUGG
Molecule: messenger RNA, 45959 nt
Organism: Coregonus sp. 'balchen'
Lineage: Eukaryota; Metazoa; Chordata; Actinopteri; Salmoniformes; Salmonidae
Source: the annotation of a GenBank genome assembly